Coregonus sp. 'balchen' is the source of this 53834-nucleotide messenger RNA. The record is from the annotation of a GenBank genome assembly. NCBI's taxonomy places the organism in Eukaryota, Metazoa, Chordata, Actinopteri, Salmoniformes, Salmonidae.
AUGAUGAGGCCUGUGAGUGGCUCCCUCUCGGGGAAGGUGGUUUUGCCGUGCCACUUCUCCACCAUGCCCACUGCCAUGCCCUCCUUCAACGCCAACGGCACAGUAACCCACUCCAGCACCGACUACCUGCGCAUCAAAUGGACCAAAAUGGAUGGGGAACAGGAAUCCACAGUGCUCGUGGCCCAAAAUGGCGUCAUUAAGAUAGGCCCCAUCUACAGAAACCGCGUGUCGGUGCCCAGCCACCCAGAGGAUGUGGGGGAUUCCUCUUUGACCAUGGUGAAGCUCCGAGCCAGUGACGCAGGCACCUACCGCUGCGAGGUCAUGUAUGGUAUCGAGGAUACGCAGGACACGGUCAACCUCGACGUCAACGGUUGGUGUCAUCUGUUUAUUUCUGUAUAGUCAAUUUCUCUGCUUCUUCCCUUAUGCUGGAGAAAAAAUCUGCUAGGCACAUUGACACUCUGGCAAGUUCAUGUUAGAAAACGUUUGAUAAGCUUAUGAAGUUGAUGAGCCAACCUUUGAAUGUAAUGGGGGUGGUGGAGACGUCUUAGUAAGAAAUCAAAGCACUUUCCCUCAAUGUGUCAUUCAGUAAAUAUGAAAGUAGGGAGGACAUGUCGACUGUAGACUAGGGGUUUCCUGCAUUUUGUGCUAGAGACACACAUUCUCACUACAGAGUUAUCUUUGGACGAUCAUUCCUACAUAUGGAUGAUAAUACAUUUGGACCCAACUCUAUAUGUAUCGUCACUUGGGACACAUCACUUCUGGAGUGGCUAUGACAUUGGGAGGAGUUACUCAGAUACAUUAUAGGCCUAAGUAUUGUGUGCAUUUGAUGAUAUUGGGUGCCUGUUGAUGUUUCCCCUCCUUUUAACCUGAAUGACCCCAUGCUCUUAUAAUUAGACAUCUUGUUUUAUCGAUUUAGUAUAGGCAACAAUCAUGCGUUAAUCAUUAUAUAAUUGGUUUGAAGGGAGUACAUCUGGUAUUAGUUUAACAGUCUUUCUCCCUAUGUUUUGCAUCGCAACAGUUUCUCAUUGAAAACAGUGGCAUGCAAAGUUACUCUUCUCACCAGGAAAACUAGAUAUGAUCUGAUAAAAGACAAACACAGUAAGAUCAGUCACUGAUGAGGUGUCACCAUACAAUGUUGAAUAUUGUCGUGUUUAUGGUCUAUGUCCCAAGUGGGAUAUUAUGCAGAACAGUUCCAGAGCUAUGGCAACCGUGGUGUAAAUCUUAAUAUUUGUGUAGUAGGAUAUCGAUGUCCCAAUAACUUAACAUGCCUCUAUUCUCAAUCUUUAUUUGGGGAGUUAGAUUAUCUGGCAGACAUAACUCAUAUUUUGGACAUGUUGAAAACAGGGAUGGGUUGAUUUGGGAUCGCUUUGGCUUUCACGGAGACAUAACCACCCAUCUCUCCAACUCGCUGCAAUUAUAAUCACAGACAUCAUUAAUUUCUUCAGAGUCAGUCAACUGACACAAAUAUGGGAAGUCAGGGCCAUGAUAUCGUCUCUAAAUCAUCCAGAGUUAUCUUCAUUUGUGGUCAUUGCAGAGGGUUCUAGUCAUCUUCAGCUAAAUCAUCACAAGAAACAUAUUAGACCCUGAUUUAUUUAACACGUGUGUGCUAUUAGACAGGGGUCAUGACACCUAGUUUUUUUACUCACUGAUUAUUAAACCAUUGUUUGCUAAGGCACUUUUCUACACAGGACCUAAUUUGUUUUUGUGUGUGUGUGUGUGUGUGUGUGUGUGUGUAUAUAUAUGUGUGUUUGUGUAUGUGUAUAUGUGUGUGUGUGUUUGUUCCCAGGUGUUGUGUUUCACUACCGGGCAAGCAACAGCAGGUACAACAUGAACUACAGGAGCGCUGUCCAGGCCUGCCAAACCAUAGGAGCCUCCAUCGCCACGCUUGACCAGCUCAAAUCAGCCUAUGACGACGGCUUUGACCAAUGUGAUGCAGGCUGGAUCGCAGAUCUGUCAGUUAGGUGAGACGACCUUCAAUGUUCUAUUCUGUUUGUGUCAAAAACAAAAUAGAAGUCAUUGGCUAAAUUAGAAAUGGACUGGCUCACAGGCUACUGGUAACUGGUUGUCACAGGGCCUGAAGUCUAAAACUGUUUAGUUUACCCUCUCUGCCAUAGUUGUUGUUGGUCUGAAUUUGCAUGUAUACUGAUAUAUACUGAGUUUAAGCCAGUGACAGUACCAGCUCUAUUCUGACUCCCUGGCUCUCUCAUUUAUGACAUGAUGUACAGGUUGGCUGAUGCAAUAAACUUUCCCUUUGGGGAUCAAUAACAUUACCUGAUCUUAUCUUCUCCUUGCAUGUGUAGAUACCCAAUCACCAGACCUAGACCUGGCUGCUAUGGCAACCUGCAGAGGAAGGCUGGGGUGAGGACGUAUGGAGCCAGGAAGGCCACAGAGACCUAUGAUGUCUACUGUUAUGUGGACAAGCUGGAUGGUAAGAGAUCAACAUGUGGGAUGUAGGGAGCUAGUGGUACAUCCAAUGAAAACCAAGAUGAGCACAUCCAGUGGAACCAUACACAGCUAAGCUGCUAAGCUACACUGAUGCUAGUCAGGGGGAGUAUUGAGUUUCUACACACCUGGUGAUGGAAAGAGGUGGCAAUGUACCAAUUUAGCAAGUAAAUGCAUGCGGCGAGGCAUUUCCUCUCAAAAUAUUUACUGGAUUCUAACUUGUUUGUUGCCUGUUUAUAACAUAUUUCAUGGUCUGUAAAUAGGAAUGAGUGAAGGCUACAGUAACUCUACGUAACUUUGACAAGCAGCAUGGUGCCAAACGUUAUUCCCCUGACAACCACAGCGAUCAACAGAGACAAACUGCCAGGCGCUCAAUGUUGGACCAGAUUCCUCCUUCCCUCCACAAAGGCUCUAAAAACGACACCAGAAACGAUGUGGUGAUGGGAGCUUUAAAUGCUUCUGGCUCCAUAAAGGGAAAACAUGAGAGCUGCCAAUACACUUUAUUAUCUGUGUUUAUCCUUCACGCUGAGCCUGCUGACAAAUUGAACGUGAGUCGCAGCGUGCUCCAUCACUUGUCUCUGAGCGCUAACAUCACUCCUCAUGCCACUCACGCUGGGAAAGUAUCACACGUGUCUUCCUUGUGGUAUUAUCAGGUCAAAUCCUCUUGGAUGACGAGGAGUAUGAUAAUACCAUUAGGGUGUAACAUGUAGUAGUGUUGAUCUUAAUGCACUGUGAUGAAGGCCAGCUGAGGAACACAUGUAGUUACUCCAUUAUGGUGUCAGCCAGGGAGCAGCACCCCCCCACCUGCACCUCACCAUGUUCUGCUCACAGUUCAAUAAUGCAAAGUACACAAACACAAAUUUGUGACUGAAUUCAGGAAGUUGAUAUUAUAUCAAAUGAUCAUUAUUUUAAUAUAUGUUAUAAAAGUUCAGACACAUAGCUUCAAAAUUGUAUAUCAUACACUGCAGUUGGGGUAAACAUGAGAAAGUUCUGCUUCUUUGAAAUUUGAUCAACUUGUUAUCCCACUUGGAGAUAAGUAGGAGAAAAAAGACCUUGAAUGUUUUUCACACUUCCUAGAGAGCUCUUCUUUGUUUACGCCCAUUCAACAUUGUUAACGGCCUCUAAAGCCUUUAAAAAUUCACAUUUAAACUCAUGAGUCAGCAUGGCAUUGUCCUCCAGAAAGAAGUCUGUCUAUUAUCCACCCCCAUCUAUUAUCUUAGCCAAUCAUGGAUCCUAACGUUCUCCCUAUAUAGCUCAGUGGUUUCUCCUUGGCUAAACUAGGCUCAUAAUUUAAAUGUUUUAUUCAUAUUUACGGACCCAUACAACUUUGUAAUUAAGGCAUAUGAAAGUUCAUAUGUUCAAGAAGGCAUCAUAUAUAUAUAUAUAUAUAUAUAUAUAUAUAUAUAUAUUGUUUGUUUUGUUGUUGCUGUGAAGUAGGAAAUAGCAUCAAACGCCCUUGAUCCUGAAUCCAAAAUCGUACCUAUACGGUAUAUACACUGUCAUACCUUAUACAUACUGCCUCUGUACGGUAUAUACACUGUCAUACCUUAUACAUACUGCCUCUGUACGGUAUAUACACUGUCAUACCUUAUACAGACUGCCUCUGUACGGUAUAUACACUGUCAUACCUUAUACAUACUGCCUCUGUACGGUAUAUACACUGUCAUACCUUAUACAUACUGCCUCUGUACGGUAUAUACACUGUCAUACCUUAUACAUACUGCCUCUGUAUGGUAUAUACACUGUCAUACCUUAUACAUACUGCCUCUGUACGGUAUAUACACUGUCAUACCUUAUACAUACUGCCUCUGUACGGUAUAUACACUGUCAUACCUUAUACAGACUGCCUCUGUACGGUAUAUACACUGUCAUACCUUAUACAGACUGCUUCUGUACGGUAUAUACACUGUCAUACCUUAUACAGACUGCCUCUGUACGGUAUAUACACUGUCAUACCUUAUACAUACUACCUCUGUACGGUAUAUACACUGUCAUACCUUAUACAGACUGCCUCUGUACGGUAUAUACACUGUCAUACCUUAUACAUACUGCAUCUGUACGGUAUAUACACUGUCAUACCUUAUACAGACUGCCUCUGUACGGUAUAUACACUGUCAUACCUUAUACAUACUGCCUGUAUAUACACUGUCAUACCUUAUAGUGCAAUGUCUCUGUAUGGUAUUACUGUGCAUAUAAAUGCAUAUUUAUGGAUUCCGGGACUUUCAGUGAAAAGAGAUGUUGAGAGAUGUUCCAAUGUUUAGCAAACCAGAGUCUACUUCCCUUGACACUGAGACACAUGGCAACAGAACAGAAACAGCCAGUUGUGUGUUGUGGUGUUUAAUAUGUCUCACGCCUGCAUUAUUAAAGGCAAAUUUAACACCAGACACUGCGACUGGGGAUGUCCGAACCAUACAGCAGUAAAUCUGUAAGGUUUAAAGUGUGGGAUAAUUCAUAUGGAAACUACUGAGAAGACAGUGAACGUUACACCCAAAUCUUAACUGGAAACAUGCAGUCUUUUUAUCCCCACUGUUGCUUGUUUUGAACUAGAAGUGUUUGAUGAUGUUGAGAAGUUGAAAACAUAACCAGUAAGUGGUUAAUGUAGUCAACGUCAUGAACUACAUUAACCAUGGACUGCCACACCCACUGUGGGGGACCUAAUGGCAUGAGGGAUAGACCGUCUUUAAAAGUGCAAACACAUAGUCAGCAUUGCUAGCCCACCUCAGGAUAAUGGAAUGAAUGCUGUACUGUAGUCCUAAAUUAAUUAGUUGGUGAAGGUUUAGGCCCAGAGCCCUCCACAGCAUUGACACUGGCUUAUAGUUAUGGCUCUAUAUCUUUAUGAAACUGCUUCCAUGGUCAAAUUGGAAUGACAUAUUUGUUAGGGACGAUACCAGUAUUGCAAUACUCGUUAGUAUCAUAGCAAGGAAACAAACAUUAUUAGGUUUUUAAAAGACCAAAGCGUUUGGUCUGCUUCGUGUUUUCAUUUUUGCCAUUGAAAAAAUAUUGCGAUACUGGUAUCGUCACAGCCCUAAUAUGUUUUCCUAUAUCCACAUUCCCCAGUAGCCAUAUCCACUUGAUUUAUUAAAGUGUACUGUCACAUAGAAGUUUAUGAAAAGGUCAAUACAAAUGCUUAUAAUAGGGAGAACAGAACUCAAAUUGUCAGUCAGUGAUAGCACACAUAGAAGUUGUAUUACAACACCCUGAUACCCAGUCACUAGAAAGUCACAAUUGACAUGUAAUGCCUGUUUGUUUUCAGGUGAGGUAUACUAUGCGCCUGUGACCCGUAAGAUGACGUUUGAGGAGGCGAAGAAGGAGUGUGAGAACAGGAACGCCAUACUGGCGUCGCCGGGUCAGCUCCACUCCGCCUGGAGACAGGGUCUGGACAGGUGUGACUACGGCUGGCUCUCUGACGGCAGCGCUCGCCAUCCCGUCGCCGUACCCAGAAUGCAGUGUGGUGGAGGUCUACUGGGCGUCAGGACCAUGUACCGCUACAGGAACCAGACGGGCUUCCCAGAACCCUCCACACAGCUGGGAGCCUACUGCUUUACAGGUAAACAUACAUAGGUAUUCUCAUCUAUGUGGAAAGGGUUCCUUUUGGAUUUAACAGAGCACUCUCAGAGCAUACUACUCAGACACAGACUGAGGUCAGAGAGUAUUUAGUAUUUCUGGUCAAGGCCAGUGCCGUGAUGUCACCCCUUUAGGGUGCAGCUGCUUCACUCCCACCCACCAAUCCUCAUCUUGUCUGCACCCUCUGACACUAAUACUGAAAUGUCUACAAAACACUCUCAAAAUGUUGUGUAUAACUCACCUUGUAUUGAUUGUAUGGUUUAUUUGCAUGUUAAUUUUAGUGUUUCUUUUGUCAAGAAAACGAACGAAACAGAUCCCUAUGUAGAGCGCUGUGCGUUUCACUCUAACUAGACUGUGUAGCCUGUUACAUUGAAUUACUGACCUUACUGUAUGUCCUUUUGGGUUCCCGCCCUCAGCAACUAAAUUGGGAUUGGCUAACAGUAGGAUGAAAUCAUAAUUCUAAACUCUUGCUGUCUUUGAUCUCGAUGCAUAGCCCAAUCUGAGGGGUGAUUUACUCAAUGCAUAGCCCAAUCUGAUACUAAUGGGUGAUUUAUUGACCAAUGGUGUGUUGGAGAGUCCUACACAGUAAUUAUCUGUUUGGCUUUAAUAGCUGUAUUACUUCAAGGCAGGGCGCAUUUUGUGUUUUCUUUCUCUGUGGCUAGCCUUGGAUAACCUCAAUGGUGCAGUUGAGCAGAGAAAACAGUCACAUACUCCCUCAUAAAAGAUACAAAUAUAAGAUGUUCAAAUACUUGAUAAUAUACUUAUUUGAUCCAAGUUAGAUAAACUCUAUCUAAUCAUGACAUCUCCAGGUGAUGCCAAAUGACUCGGCCACCAAAACAAAGUGCAGAUACAGGUCUGUCAGACUUUCUCCUCUCCCUAUCUCUCUCUUUUCUCCUCUGUCCUCACGUUUCCACUGUCAGAGUUGGCCCCUUUUCUGUAACACUCACUUGGUAGUUAUCAGAGCAGACGUUAGGAUAACGGAUGGAGCUACUGACCGGACUUCUAAAACCAGUCAGCCUUGGUGACCUCUGACCUGGCCUUUCCAUCUUUUUAAACGAGGGUCGGCUAGAUAAGCCGACCUCUGACGUGGCCAUUCCAUCUUUUUAAACGAGGAUCGGCUAGAUAAGCCGCCCCCUGCCAGGCCAUUGGGCCUCCCUGAGAGACGCUAGAGGUCACAGGGUUAGGAGGUCACACAAAGAGUGCACUCUUACCUCCCCAUUUGUGUAUUCCAUUAUAGCUCUCCCUGUAUUCCAUUUUAGCUCUCCCUGUAUUCCAUUUUAGCUCUCACUUUUUGGUUUUGUUCUCGCCUAAGUGCUUUUCAAGUACCCCCUUUUCCAUUGGAUGGGACACUUAAUCAUUUCCCCUUCCAGGAACACAAAAACACCAAAUAAGACGUUAUAUAAACAUUAGUCAGUUAGAUGAGAGAGUGGCAGAGGAGGAAAAUGGAGGGAUAAUUUGGUCCCUGGACUGGAGAAAACAAAGGACCCAGUAACAGUGACAGCACACAAACAUCAGUGAGAUAGUGCACUCCCUCUGCUUUCUAACAGACCAGGGUCUAUUUUUCCUGCUAGGGAAAAAAGUGUCUCACACCUUACAUCAGAGAUAGCUGCGUAGAGAAGGAGGGAAAGUACGUAAUGCUGAACAGCUGUCGUCUGCAUUACACAGCCUGUCGGGCCCCUGAGGAGGUGUGUGUAUGUGUGUAUAUAUAUAUGAGAGAGAGGGAGAGGGGGAGAGAGAGAGAGAAGGGGGGAGGGGGGAGUAAGAGAGUGAGUCAGACAUAGGGGCAGUGAGAGAACGAGCGAGGAUGUGCCUUCUGAACAAUCAAGCUUUGAUCCAGUCACUGAGAGCAGUCUGGGAGGAAUAUAGGAUUGAUCUCUUAGCAACUUAACUUCAAUAGUCCUACAGUGCUGUAGCUUAUAGGGAGGGGUCAUAAUUAUGAUUAGGCAUAUUGGAGGAGCAGCUCCAGUGGCCACAUGAAGUCAGGAGCUGGAGCACAGACAGGGACAACACCAGUAAACUCAGAGACAGUGGGAUGACAGGCAUAAAGAGACCCAAAAACAAGAGCCACUCCACAAAACCACAAGAAUAGACGUCUAAAAGUGUAUGUGCUGUUUAAUUCCAGUGGUGGAAAAAGUACCCAAUUGCAUGCUAGAGUAAAGGUAAAGAUACCUUAAUAGAAAUUACUCAAGUAAAAGUGAAAGUCACCCAGUAAAAUCCUACUUGAGUAAAAGUCUAAAAGUAUUUGGUUUAAAAUAUACUUAAGUAUCAAAAGUAAAUGUAAUUGCUAAAAUAUACUUAAGUAUCAAAAAGUAAAAGUAUAAAUCAUUUAAAAUUCCUUAUAUUAAGCAAACCAGACGGCACAAUUUUGUUCUUUUAAAAAUGUACGUAUCGCCAGGGGCACACUCCAACACUCAGACAUAAUUUACAAACGAAGCAUGUGUUUAGUGAGUCCGCCAGAUCAGAGGCAGUAGGGAUGACCAGGGAUGUUCUCCUGAUACAGUGAGGGAAAAAAGUAUUUGAUCCCCUGCUGAUUUUGUACGUUUGCCCACUGACAAAGACAUGAUCAGUCUAUAAUUUUAAUGGUAGGUUUAUUUGAACACUGAGAGACAGAAUAACAACAACAAAAUCCUGAAAAACGCAUGUCAAAAAUGUUAUGAAUUGAUUUGCAUUUUAAUGAGGGAAAAAAGUAUUUGACCCCUCUGCAAAACAUGACUUAGUACUUGGUAGCAAAACCCUAGUUGGCAAUCACAGAGGUCAGACGUUUCUUGUAGUUGGCCACCAGAUUUGCACUCAUCUCAGGAGGGAUUUUGUCCCACUCCUCUUUGCAGAUCUUCUCCAAGUCAUUAAAGUUUCGAGGCUGACGUUUGUCAACUCGAACCUUCAGCUCCCUCCACAUAUAUUCUAUGGGAUUAAGGUCUGGAGACUGGCUAGGCCACACCAGGACCUUAAUGUGCUUCUUCUUGAGCCACUCCUUUGUUGCCUUGGCCGUGUGUUUUGGGUCAUUGUCAUGCUGGAAUACCCAUCCACGAUCCAUUUUCAAUGCCCUGGCUGAGGGAAGGAGGUUCUCACCCAAGAUUUGACGGUACAUGGCCCCGUCCAUCGUCUCUUUGAUGCGGUGAAGUUGUCCUGUCCCCAUAGCAGAAAAAUACCCCCAAAGCAUAAUGUUUCCACCUCCAUGUUUGACGGUGGGGAUGGUGUUCUUGGGGUCAUAGGCAGCAUUCCUCCUCCUCCAAACACGGCGAGUUGAGUUGAUGCCAAAGAGCUCGAUUUUGGUCUCAUCUGACCACAACACUUUCACCCAGUUCUCCUCUGAAUCAUUCAGAUGUUCAUUGGCAAACUUCAGACAGGCCUGUAUAUGUGCUUUCUUGAGCAGGGGGACCUUGCGGGCGCUGCAGGAUUUCAGUCCUUCACGGCAUAGUGUGUUACCAAUUGUUUUCUUGGUGACUAUGGUCCCAGCUGCCUUGAGAUCAUUGACAAGAUCCUCCUGUGUAGUUCUGGGCUGAUUCCUCACAGUUCUCAUGAUCAUUGCAACUCCACGAGGUGAGAACUUGCAUUGAGCCCCAGGCCGAGGGAGAUUGACAGUUCUUUUGUGUUUCUUCCAUUUGCAAAUCGCACCAACUGUUGUCACCUUCUCACCAAGCUGCUUGGCAAUGGCCUUGUAGCCCAUUCCAGCCUUGUGUAGGUCUACAAUCUUGUCCCUGACAUCCUUGGAGAGCUCUUUGGUCUUGUCCAUGGUGGAGAGUUUGGAAUCUGAUUGAUUGAUUGCUUCUGUGGACAGGUGUCUUUUAUACAGGUAACAAGCUGUGAUUAGGAGCACUCCCUUUAAGAGUGUGCUCCUAAUCUCAGCUCGUUACCUGUAUGAAAGACACCUGGGAGCCAGAAAUCUUUCUGAUUGAGAGGGGGUCAAAUACUUAUUUCCCUCAUUAAAAUGCAAAUCAAUUUAUAACAUGUUUGUCAUGCGUUUUUCUGGAUUUUUUUGUUGUUAUUCUGUCUCUCGCUGUUCAAAAAAACCUACCAUUAAAAUUAUAGACUGAUCAUUUCUUUGUCAGUGGGAAAAUGUACAAAAUCAGCAGGGGAUCAAAUACUUUUUUCCCUCAUUGUAAGUGUGUGAAUUAGACCAUUUUCAUGUCCUGCCAAGCAUUCAAAAUGUAACGAGUACUUUUGGGUGUCAGGGAAAAUGUAUGGAGUAAAAAGUACAUAAUUUUCUUUAGGAAUGUAAUGAAGUAAAAGUAAAUAGUAAAGUAAUGUACAGAUACCCCCAAAAACGACUUAAGUAGUACUUUGAAGUAUUUUUACUUAAGUACUUUACACCACUGUUUAAUUCACUCUUAAUGGACACAUGCAUGCCUAUAGACACAGUAGGAAAUGUGAAAUGAAUGUUCUAAGUUUGCACUUGUCUUAACGUUGAAAAUAGAAAGCUUUGAAAAUGACCUCACCUACAUUACAGUAUCUGCCUGUGCUAUGGAAACUAGCCUGUGCUAGUGGUGGGAAUGGAGGGAAAGAACAUUCUGAGUGGAUCAACAUGAUAAUACUGGACUUCUAGACACAAUUUAUGACCAUUGUUUGGUAUUUUGAACCCUUGUUAUGAUUACAAGCCUCUGGGGUGGGAAACUGCUUUCAUUACUGAUGCGCCAUAACAUGUCACAAUAAUUUCAGAAGAAUAUCAUUAUUUCUUGGAGAGAAAGUGUGAAUUUAUGGAUGGACUAGUGAUAAACACAACAGCUUUCAAAACUUUGAUGUGUCUCUAAGCAUCAUGUUUACACAGAGUUAUUUCAUGCCCUACACUCCCAUGCCAUGGCAACACUAUGUUAUUAAGCCAUGCCUGGGAUUUCACUCUGAUUUAGUUGUUUUCCUCACAAGAAGAAACAUUUUUGACCAAGUGUUACAAAUUAUUAUAAACUCUGCAAAUAUAGAGAACAUUGUAAGAUGAGUCCCAAGUUUAGUAAGGGGAAUUACAUUUGAAGGGGAUUACUUUACUUUGCUUUGUUUGAUACAAUAAUCAAUCAUUAUUAGACUUAUUGCGGGCUGUGGGAAAUGAUGUCAUGAUUUGUAGGUCUAGAGGCUGGGUCUUCUGAGGACACUCACUGUAGGGUUUAUAGUGAAGUCUAUACUGGCUUCGUGCCAUACACCAGCGUGUCUGCUGUAUUGUAAGUGGGUAGUGCUGUGUGAAACCUGGCGGAUUGAGUGAGUUGGCAAGGUACAGCCAAGACAAACGUACCAUUCUGGUGCCAGCCAGUGAACCUCAGACAGGAACUGGGUAGUUUGAAAAUAGAAUGAAAGAUCCCAGAUUAAAUAGUUAAGUGGUCCAAAAAUAAGACAGUGGGAUAUGAAUUUACUGGCUAUUAAUCACUCCGUUCUUAUGUUACAAACUAUUUUCGGGCCUGACCAUAUUUUUAUGUGUAAGUCAUUGGUUCUUUUUGUUUCAGGCACUUUUUUUGGUCUGGGGAUUUCAUUGACAGUAAUAGACUUGAUUUCCAUUCUUCUGUCCGCAGCUAGGAGGGAGCUGAGAAAUCAGACAACCUGGGUGGAUGUGUCUGUGGAGGGUGCUACUACGCCCCCCCCCAUGGUGGCCACAUCCCCCAUUGGUUCCACCACAGAGCUCUCUCCUCUGGACAGAGGCAGCGCUACCCAGACCCUGAGCUCUGAACUUGUUACAGAGACAGGAGAAUCAGCUGAAACAGCGGCAACACCGUCUAUGUUCUCAACCAGCAUGGCCCCGCCUCGCCCCACCCCGGUAACACAUGAAGACGAUCUUGAGGAGGUGACCCUGCUACACACAACCACUGCUACAGAGCCACACACUACCGCUGCCACCAUCACCAAGCAGACCGUUGACAAUGUCAUGACAACAGCCUUCCCCGAUUACAACGUCAAUGACUUUGAGGAAAGCCCAAGCCAUGUGGAGUUGUACUCUAACCGCGGAGACUCGUUUCAAGCUCCACCCACUACAAAAGGAGGUCCAACAACUCCACAUCCUGGUGAUACUACCUCCACUAAUCCCCCUCCGGCCACUGCAGCCGUCCAGGUGGAAGAUGCCAAACCUGAAGAAUCCGGAGGUACCACCGUGGCCCAGCCACAGAGCACAGAAUCUGGGCAGAGAUUGGCUGAAGCCAUAGAAGAACCAGAGGAUCACUCCGUGAUUGAAGUGGGCACGGUUCAGCCUGACAUUCUUCUAGAGGCCUCUCCAAGCACAGAACCCAUGUUUGCUCACGGAAACACAGAGGAAACCAUCCUGGAAGGGAUCACUCCGGAGAUUACCUCCGACCUGAAAGAUGCCAAAUCAGUUUCGACAACCAAACCAACUGAAUCAAUCACCACUGAGGAAACUACGGAAGAACCAAUCACCUCUGAGCAAACUACAGAUGAACCUAUUAGUACUGAGGACACUACAGAUGAGUCCAGUCUACAUGUAACUGAACUGCCCUACACUCUUGAAACCACAGAUGAUUCCGCAAUGAUGACUGCCCCCACCACUCCAGAUGUGUCAGUGAGUGGCGCUACUUCUCAACCAAUUGAUCGUAGUGAAGUUGAGGCUACUGCCCAGCCCUCAACAGCAGAGGUCCUUGAGGGAUCCUCUGAUGCAGUCACCACUGAAACUACCCCACCCACAACAUCCACUGCCACUCCUAGUAUGGUGAUGACCUUAUUCACUGAUGACGUGGAGGGCAGUGGGAUGGUACCUGAAACCCCCGUUGGCCUGGGCUCCGCCGCAUCGCUCACCUUGUCACCUACACCAAGGGUAUCCUCUACAGUGGCAGUAAGCACUGAGGACAGAAGCACACUUAGCCCCCACGCUGAUCAAUUCAAUCCCGCUGGUACAACAGUGUCCCCAGAAACAGAGGCAGCCUCUGAGGAGGACCUACAUUCAACAACCCCCUCCCCAGUCUAUGUUGAUGAGAUUGGAACAGAAGGAUUUGUAGAGGGACUUCCUCCAACCCAAGCGGUGCAUGAUGAGCCCUCAACAAGCCCAUCUCCCACCACUGUCCCAAUCGUGUGUGAUACAGAUCCCGGCUCCGGCAUUGAGACCACCACCACCCCGACACAACCAGGAGCCACACGCUCAACAAUACCAACGGAUUCAUCAUUGAAGCCUUUAGAUGACUCAAAAACUGAUGCCCUGACCACACCCUCAUCCCAAGACUCGACCGUGCAAGCCGUCACUCACCUGGCUGAGACAGAGGGUGUUUCUGAAGCUGAGGCCACCCAGAAACAUCUUCCUCAUGAUGUAGAGACACCAGCCAUCGUGUACAGGGAGGAGGCAUGUCAAACACAGGCCCCGCCAACUGAAUCCACCCCACUACAUGCAACCGUGACAUCCAAGCAGCCUUCCUCAGUGAGCACAACAGCAGCUGCCGUUCUCAUCAACAUUGAGACUUCAGCUGAGGAUGUGACCUCAGGCGUCCAGGUCAUUGAAGAGUCCACCACUCACCUCCCUGAGUCCCCCAGUGAAACCCUGACUGAAGGCUCGGACGUCACCACAGACAUCGACACAGAAUACUUCACAUCUGCCCCCAUGACCUCCGCCGUGAACAAGCCCACCAGGGCUCCAGCCACAGUGGGCCCAGACGGACUCCCAAUCCAUGUCAAUGUGGACGAGCAGAAGCAGAACGAUUCAGGUAAGAAGAAUACCUCUUGUUUGCUGUAUUCCAUUACGUCCAAUGCUAUGGUCAUUUGAUAUAGGCAAACAUUGGUCAUUUGAUAUAGGCAAACAUUGGUCAUUUGAUAUAGGCAAACAUUAGAGGUAAACGUUGAUCUGUAACAAUUCCACGUUUGGUGACCUAUAUAAAGUAUGAUAUAUAAAGGUCAAACUUCCAGUAGAUUAUGUUUAUUUUCAUGACGGUGAUAACCUGGAUGUCUGCAAUGUAAGUUGAUUGCAGUAGUUGAGGUUUGCUGUGGGUCACCUGGAAAGAUCAGGACCUCCCUAUAAUAGGAUUAGGCCUACUACACAGUCAUGUGGUGCACAUGUGCUUAGUAGUCCUUUAGAUCUGCCCCUGCCUGGGAUCCUUUAUGUCUGCUCUAGUAGGAGGUCAGAUGUGUUAGGCUACUGUUACUAGGGUGGGUCUUCAACUUGAUCACUCUCCUCCUGUUGACUUGCAAAAUAAGCUUAUUAAAACAUAAGCACAGUACAUAUUUUGGUUUACUGUGAAUAACAGCUCUUUUCUUGUUCAAUAUGUUUAGGCAUAGUGAGUCUCUAACAUGUGUUAACACUUAUGGCCUACUGUGCUGCUGCUCUCUGCCAAUGAACAUGAAUGUACAGUAGAGGGUUUUUUGGCAAGAGACAGUAAGACCAUGUGCUGUCCAGGGUGCUGAAGGGGGGGGGGGGGGGGGGGGGGGGGGGGGGGGGUUGACUCUCCGCCAUGGGGAAUGCACAUGUGCUGCUCUCUCUCUCUCUCUCUCUCUCUCUCUCUCUCUCUCUCUCUCUCUCUCUCUCUCUCUCUCUCUCUCUCUCUCUCUCUCUCUCUUUUGCUCUCUCUCUCGCUCACACACAGACGCUGCCACAUCAGCAUUAGCUUUGGUGUGACUUGUUCAUUUCAAUACCAUUAGGGAACAUGUUUGUAGUUUUUGACUUUGCAUAGGGUUUUCUUUUGGAUAUGUUGUAGUUUGGAGGAGCAUGGAGCUCUAAUAUUUUAUACUCUCUUGAUCAUGAAACAAAGAUCAUCUUUAUGUAAACCUAUCUGCAAAAACGAAGCAUAGUCUAACCAUAUUCUGAUUUAGCAUGGGUGAAGUUAAUGCUAGCUGAUUGAACACGUAUUCAUGGGUGACGACACAGUUAGCUAGCUAGUUUAUCAUGCAUUGUUACGUAUAUUGCCACAAUGGCUUUUUUGAGCUGGAUACUUGAAAAGGAAAAUUAUGACUCGUCUUGUCAUUGGACUAGCCAAUUAUUGUGUGGAACCACUACUGCACUGAGCACAUACUGUACGUAGCGAUAGUUGAUUAGCUACUCUAAACAAUGCUGAAGAAUACAGACUGGGGAUUUCGCUGUUUUCACUAACCUGCCAAAAAUGUGAAUACAGUAUGUCAUGUUUGGCUGACAUUUUCUUUCAUUUCAUGUCUGUCUGACGUUGCUUUGCCUUUAUAGUGUCAUAUUAUUCUCAUAUCUUACAACAUUUUACUCUAUAUAGUAAAAUGUGUUUCAUGAAAACCUUAGACCAAGCAAGAAUCAUGUAGGCUAUUUACAUCAGAAGACCCUUUGAAAAUGACAGAAGAAAAUCCACAGACAUAACAAAGGCGACAUUAGCGUAUUGUCACAAUUUGACAUCAUCUUACACUGUUACAGAGCAAAAAUAAAUAAAUAAAUUCUAAUCAAGUGGUUAGAUGAAAUAUAUGUCCACCCCUGUAGACCUGUCAAGGGAGCCCUUGCAAAACAUGUUCUUUGUAAUUGUUUUGCUCUCCCCUGCUAGCUAGCUAGUGAAUUCCUCAGUGGAUCCUCUCUCCCCACAUCCGUUAACAGUCUACUUGGUUCUUAGUAACUGGACCACCUCAGUUCAGUCACUUAGUCCAGCUGAACAAAUGUCCAGACAGACAGGGGGUUCAGAGGGAAAUAAACACAGUGAAAAAUGAAAAAGGUCACAGUCUCUAAGAAAGUAGCUGUUUAUUGGAUUAACAGGUCUUGUGGUCAGCAUAGCAGUGAGGCCUCCAGGACCUGAGUUAUGUCGAUUACCAAUGUUAAGGAUAACUCUCCCCACUUCGCUUUUUGCUAUCGCUGUUAUUCUCCUUCACUGAGGCAGCCGCAACAGUGUAGGACGAGGGAGUGUGUGGCCUUGAGUCCCACCCCUCACCUCACAGUCUAUUGGCCAGUGGAGGGAUUACUGAUGUCUUAUUCAGCAGGUUAUUGAUGGUUGCUCCGAGUGCCAGUCUGUUUCAGGCGUGAUUACUCAUGCUUUUUGAGUAAUGCUGGAUUAUAGAUUAAUAGCAUGAUUGUAAUAAUGUCAUAAUGACACUUUUCCUCUUUAAUUUCAAUCAGUUUAAGGCAAUAAAAUCCUUAAUGUGUCAUAAGCAAAUUGGCAUAAAGUUUCUCCUGAAGUGGCCUUUUACAUGUGUCAGUAACAUUACCUCAACCACUUCACAUUACAGUAUAUAAGAAUAUUUGCUACUUGUCCCCCAGCAUUUAUGUUAGAAGGAGGAUAUGGCUGGCCUUGAAGAAAGUUGAGGUUGAGAAGGAGAGAACGAAUACAAAGGGAUACUGAAGCGUUACUGACUCGCUGUGGUGCUACACUAGCUGUAAAUGAGUUUGGUGAUCUGGCACGGUGGUACAGGACACGUUUGGUUUGGCACUGCCAUGGGGCUGCCGUUGAGCCUGGGUACAGGUGAUCUGGACUCCCUCUCAGAGUGCAGACCUGCUGGUGCAGCCUGCUGGGGAGAGAGCCAACACUGUGCGCAGAGGAGCCACAUCACGGACCCAGGGCACAGCCUGUGUGUGUGUGUGUGUUUGCGCGUGCGUAUGUGCAUGUGUGCAUGCCAGGCUCCCUCUGCCAGCCUGACAGUAAAGGAGGAGGCUUGGCAGCCUACCUGAGUAAGCACAGAUGCCCGUCUGCACACUGAAGCCUGGACAUCAUCUCAAGGGUGAUGUCACCACUAAGACAAAGUCUCCCCUCUCUGUGAGGACAGCUGGCGCAACAGAGCCUCUUCAACCUCUGGAGGCUGAAGAAAUUUGGCUUGGCACCUAAAACCCUCACAAACUUUUACAGAUGCACAAUUGAGAGCAUCCUGUCAGGCUGUAUCACCGCCUGGUACGGCAACUGCACCGCCCGCAACUGCAGGGCUCUCCAGAGGGUGGUGCGGUCUGACGAACGCAUUACCGGGGGCAAACUACCCACCCUCCAAGACACCUACAGCACCCGAUGUCAAAGGAAGGCCAAAAAGAUCAUCAAGGACAUCAACCACCCGAGCCACUGCCUGUUCACCCCGCUAUCAUCCAGAAGGCGAGGUCAGUACAGGUGCAUCAAAGCUGGGACCGAGAGAAUGAAAAUCAGCUUGUAUCUCAAGGCCAUCAGACUGUUAAAUAGCCAUCACUAGCACAUUAGAGGCUGCUGCUGCCUAUUGAAAUCACUGGCCACUUUAAGAAAUGGAACACUAGUCACUUUAAUAAUUUUACAUAUCUUGCACUAUUCAUCUCAUAUGUAUAUACUGUAUUCUAUACUAUAAUAUUCUACUGUAUCUUAGUCCAGGCCGCUCUGUCAUUGCUUGUCCUUUAUAUGUAUAUAUUCUUAAAUUCCAUUCCUUGCUAGAUUUGUGUGUAUUGGGUAUAUGUUGUGAUAUGUUAGAUAUUACUUGUUAGAUAUAACUGCACUGUCGGAGCUAGAAGCACAAGCAUUUCGCUACACCCACAAUAACAUCUGCUAAACCCAUGUGUAUAUGUGACAAAUAACAUUUGAUUUGAUUUGAUUUGGUUUGAGGAGCUGGUGGCGUGGUGGCCUGACUGUUUUGUGCCACAAGGACCUUCACAGGAGAAACCACUCGCUUAUGGGAAUUGGUCCUCUGUAGCUCAAUUGGUAGAGCAUGGCGCUUGUAACGCCAGGGUAGUGGGUUCGAUCCCCGGGACCACCCAUACGUAAAAAUGUAUGCACACAUGACUGUAAGUCGCUUUGGAUAAAAGCGUCUGCUAAAUGGCAUAUUAUUAUUAUUAUUAUAAUUGGAGUCAUAGUAACCUAUACAAAGAGCUUGAUAAGUGACAAUAAUCACUCACAUCUCCCUGAUCAGAAUGAACGAACUGAUCCCAUAAGGGCACAUUGAUGUUUUAACAGCACAUUGAUAUUUGUCCACCUAUAAUUUGAUCUUCAAGUUUUAGUGUGUGGUCCAACCUUAUUAUGUGCUAUCCAGUACAAAAUGAUUCCUCCAAAGCAUCCACAUGACCUACCUGCCCACUGAAUUAGAGUAAGGAGAUAGGUCUGGACUCUGGAGCAGUGGUGCUGUGCAGCUGGUGAGUUGUGUGGCUGAGGUCAUGAUUCGCACACAGCAGAGUGUUUGUGCCUGUCCUCAGCAUGGAGCACUGCUCUCCCUCCAGAGCCACUGCUGGCCUCGGUUUAUGUGGCGGCUGGUUUUAUUUUAACAGAUGCGUAAUAUGUCACCAGGAGCUUGGGCACCCGCCACUGAGGCAGGGAGUUUCAGGAGGGAGGCAGGGAGGCAUGGUGGUGGUGGUGGUGGUGGUGGUGCGGGGGAGUAGAAAGGGUAGGGGAGUUGGGAGUGUGGAGUGAGGUAAGAUGCAGUGAUUAAAGAGGGGGGUUGUGUGUGUGUGUGUAAGGGGGUGGGUUAUUGCUCUUAUGUGUUCCCAGGCUCCACUGGCCUUAAACAGGUGUCAGCCUCUGCAGCGUUAGGCCCCUUCAGGUGUUCUCUCUCCCAGCCAUGAAUCUAUCUGAGCCACAGCUUGUGGGAAACUUCUCUCUUCAGAUGGGAGAGAGAAAAAGGAUGGAGGAGGAGUGUGUGGUGAAUGGUGAAUGAAUACCCAUUAUCCCCUACCCUGGCGUUGGUUGGAUUGCAAGUAGAAAAUGGUAAACAGAUCAAGCCAAAGAAUGGCGAGCUGAUUACCAUGACAGAGAGACGACCACACUGCUCUGUGUUCAGCCAAGCCAUUUGCCACCUGCUUUGUAAUUCAUUUUAGUGCCGUCAGAUCAGGGCGUGAAGCACUGGCUUACUCACAACGUUUGUUAUUAAUUCUGGGGAAGGAAAAAAACACUGAAGUGUGCAUCUCGAGGGGACGCGUGAGGACUUAUUUUCCAAAGGCUAUACAGUUGUGUGGGCCGAUCAUCAGAUGUGGCACGCAUUCCUCUCCAGGGAGACACUGACAUCCAAUGGAUCUGCUCAGCGUUUGACUCCUAACAGCCACUCUUGUUUGCAAAGCAGGGCAGGAACAGGAGGUCUGUCUUUGCUCAGAGCCUUAGUUGACUUGGGGUCUGAGAGGGACCUUCCAGCCCACAAGACAGGGGCUUAAGGGCCGUGUUACACCGAUCAUAUGCAUUCUUUAAUGCUCCCCAUAACAGCCUGAUUAAAACAUCACUGCCAAGUAUUGUGAGCUGUACCAGAUGCCAUCCUCUUAACUGGUGAAGCAUGUCACUUACUGCACUUUUCCAAAGUAAGGCGUAAAGCGUGUAGGAAGAUCGCGAUAGCUUUGUGCUUCGGAGAGAGUGAAGGAUGCUGCUGAGUUACCAUUUUAAAAAGAAGAAAUUAACACAACUGCAGCAACAGGAAAUGUGAAUUCUUAUGUGGAUUAUAAUUAAUGGACAUUUUUAUAGGGAUUGAUACAUUUUUCAUAAGGGAAAAUCAAGUCUGAAAUUUCAAAGUGGAAAUUUCAAAUUUCAGAAGCCUUUUUAAACCUCAAAUAAACUACAGGUUUUACAUUUCCUGCAUUGCAGGACAUUUCUCCUGCAACAGGGUGAUCAGGUUAAGAUCCUACAUCUGUAGUAUUGUAGGACGUGUAAUUUCUGAAUCCAAGUUGGAAGUGGCCCCCAUCAUAAGACCUGUAAAGCAAUACUGGUAACCCCAGAAAAGCAAACAAUGUUCCACAAAGAUGUUUGGAAGUGUCACUGUUUAAUUCGGAAUCCUAAAUGUUAGGCUUAAAUUGUACAUUUCUUACUCACUGAGAUGGCCUUGUGGUAAUUUUUCUUUGCAAAUUAAUUGGGGAUAUAAAUCUGUGGAUUAUGGUUUGGAUGGUAUUCAGUUGGCAGACAAGCCAAAGUUUCCAAAUAUGUACGAGAAUAUUUGAUUUAUAAUAGUUUGAUUAUUUGUAGUCUGACCUUUAAAGUGACUAGUCCUCUCAUGCUAUCUUUGUUGUGAAGAUGCUGUGACCAUAUCAAAUCAUUCAGUCAUAAGCACAUAACCGGUAUUAGCUGCUGAGCUCUACUUAGUGCAGCAUCUUGCCACAGGAUUUUACCCUCCCCUGUUAUUCAUGACUAGACAGAGGUCAUAAAGAGAAUAAAGGUUAACAGGAGUAGAAGCGGACGCCUUCCCCCAACUGAUGCCCUAGGCCUAGGUCAUCUUACAGGAUUUCAGGUCCAAUGUUUUUGUAAACCAUGGAGCUGAAUAGAGUUAAACUGAAAUAGGAAGGGCAAACGUGGAAUUGUUUUUAUUUGGAUUUCCACUCACUAAAUACAGCCUCAGGGUAUUCAACAUGGACGGAGAACUGUGGAGGUUGAGACAACCAACUGGGCAAAAACUGGUUAAAUCAAUGUUGUUUCCCCGUCAUUUCAACCCAAAAAAAUCAAUGUGAUGACAUUGAAUCGUGAAAAACUGAUUGGAUUUGCAGAAAGUUAUCGACACAUGGGCAUUACGUCUUCUUUUCCCCCAACUUUCAACCUAAAUCCAAUGACAUGGUGACAUGUUUUGUUGAUUUCACGUUGAAUUCACGUUAGUUGACAACUUAACUAAAUGUAAAUCAAAACUAGACGUUGAACUGACGUCUGUGCCCAGUGCGAAUGCUUUUCAACAUAAUCUACUCUUUGUAUCUUUGGAAAAUCCACGCCUUGAAUGACCAUUACUGUGUUCAGUGAACAGGUUACAUUUCAGGAGGGAAGAAAUCAAAUAAUAAGUUUAAGAACAAUGUCACAUUUGUUCAUUUUGUGCACUUUAUCAAUCACUUUCAAUAACUAUUUAGUAAAUAAGUAUAAAUAAAUGCAUUAACUAAUGGUAGCAACACAAUUACUUUUUAUAGUGUCAUUGUUAUGUAUGCUAAUCAGUCUAUUUCCCCCCUCUUUCUCCCUCUCUCUCUCUCUCUCUCUCCCUGUCUCUUUUCAGUGGAUGCAACUCUGCAGAUCUUAGACACUUUGAUUCAGUUCCCUGUACUUCCAGAUGUGCCAGACCUGGGUCAGUUCCCUACCAUCCCUGUCGUUCCUGACCAGGCCACCCCCUCCCUGGUGGAUGGUGAGCCCAUGCUGGCCAGUGGAGAACCUGACUUAUUCUCCUCUGCUGCCGUCACCAUCAAUCCAAAGCUGAGCUUCAUCAAUGGCAAACACGAGGUGACCCUGGAGCCAGAGAGAAUACGAGUAGAGGAGGAGGUUGGGAGGAGACCAGGAGGAGAUCAGUUCCAGUUUGAGGACAAUGUGACCGUGCUGGGGGGCAGCGACGAGGAGAUGACCCCCACCUCAUUUGAUUACUCUCUGAUAGAGAUUGAUAAUAUAACAGAUGAGACUGAUGUUCAGAAGGAGAUCUCUUUGGUGUCCACGGAGGAACCGUUCUCAACUUCCCCACGGCCUUUGUCAACGUCCACUCUCGAUACAUUUUUUGAUAACCAUGGCCCUGAGAUGGUUCAUGUGGAGUCAACGCCUCCUCUGUCACCCCCAGAGCAGGUUGAGGGAACCACACAAGGCCCUGCUGUAAAGACAGACGUGACUGCAACCUCUGCACCUGUCACAGCAAUUGUGGAAACCACUCCAUCCAAAACAGAGCAAACAGCUGAGGGUGUAUCAUCAUUUUCAGAAACCUCAGAGGGACUAAGUGACGUCAUAACUACAUCCACUGAAGCAGUGUCCACUGUUUCACCAUCUGGCACAGCAGUAACCAAAGCUUCAGAACAAACCCAAGCAUCUCAUACACCCACACCCCCUGAAGGAAGCAAGCAAGUCAGCACCUCUGUGUUUGACAAAGAGGUUGAGAGAUCAGCGACACAACCCGUGGAUGAUGACAAUAAUGCUGAGGUGACUCAGCCAGAAGGGUCUGUGGAAGAGCUCUCUCUCUCUCCCACAACAGAACUACACAUGUCCACAGGUGAGACUGAUAUUGCAUCUGCUGUUCCAGAUGUUGAAAUCUCCACUCAAAUCCCUUCACUGUCCAUCCCUACACCCACUUCUGGUGAUGUUGAAGAUGGAUCACCGCCAGCUACCACAGUUGUGAUCUCUACCACAGUUGGAUUUUUGACAAGCCAGAAAGAGGGAACAACAAUUAGCCAGCCUUCAGUGUCUCCCACAGUUAAAGACACUACUGCAACACAUAUGGUUUUCAUACCAGAGGAGGAGACUACAGGAGACCAAACUCCUGAUAUGUUCACAACCAGCUCUUCAUCAUCCAACACAGAACAGAUCUUGUUAGGAUCCACAACAACGUCACCAAGAACAAGCUCAACAGACACUACACAGCAAGCAACAAUGGAAAGUGAGGUAACAUCACUGACCAAAGACCAAACAGGCACAGAGAAACCAUCAGUUGUUCCUAUCAUUGAUGAGACUGAGACAACUUCAGCCUCCACAGAUGAAGAGAGUUCUGAGAGUCUGGCGAUAUCUCCAAUGUCCACCAAAGAAUUUUCUGCAACAACUGCCUCUCCAAUAUAUAGUACUAUUCAGAUGAUUAAGACAACCAUGGCAUCUCUCUCAGACUUAGUCAGCCGAUACACCACACAGGGCACAAUUCUGACAAGUGAGGUACCUAAACAAGAACAAGAGACCACAAGCAAAGAUACAUCUUCAGUUACCCCAAGUGUUAUGGAGGAGGAAAGUUCAGGUGACCCUGAUAUGUUUACUAGCACAUCUACUGCAUCACCUCUCUCUCCUCUUUAUAGUACAAUCAAAACAGAACAUGAUGUGACCACAACCACAACAGCAACCAGUGAGGCUACAGAGCAAACAGAGAAACCAUCAGCUACUCCGGUUAGUGAUGACACAAAGACUAGCACAGCCGUCACCUCUACAGAUGAAGAUGAGAUAACUCUGAUGUCCACUAAGGAGUCUAUUGUGACAACAGCAUCUCCUGUGUUCAGCACGGGCAAAAUGGAGGAUGAUAGAUCAACAUUAUCAUCAAGCAUUGAACCCAGUAAAAAAGUUGAUGUGUCACCAACAGUCUCACCUUCUGUGACUUUCAGCACAGCUGUUUCUAGUGGAGCUACAGUGGAUACUCAAGUGACUGAGGCAAGCUCAACCCUAUCCUCUACAGUGACCUCAGGUGACCAGACAAGUGAGAUUUACACCAAAGACACUGCAACUCCCACAGUUUCUUCUUUGUAUAGCACUGAGAAACCAGUAAUUACUACCACAGUGUCACAUGAAACAGCAGAGAGUGCAGUUACAGACCAGGCUGAGAAACUGGCAGGCUCAGAAAAACCUUUGUCUAUUCCUGUUACAGAGACAAGCUCAGUCCUCACCACAGAUGAAGAGAGCUCAGGUGAUCAGACUCCUGAUAUGUUCCCCAAUGAGUCUACAGCGACAAGUGGUCCUACAUUGUUCAGCACAAUCAAAACAGAGAUGGAGAUGACUACAACUAAGCGACCUGUAGGUAUAACAGUGGGAAGUGCUGCAAUUGAAGACACAUCCGUCACAGAAAAGCCCUCCACCAUCAGUGUAAUUGAUGAUACAGAGAUUAGCUCGGUCCUGUCUACAGAUGAAGAGAGCUCAGGUGACCAGACUCCUGAUAUGUUUACCAAAGAGCCUGUCACUGCAACUAUUUCUUUUGUUUAUAGUACAGUCAAACCAGAACAAAUGACAACCACUGAAAUGCCACAUGUAAUGACCACAACAGGAAAUAGUGAAGUUACAGGGCAGACUGAGAAACCAUUGGGCUCAGAAAAACCAUCAGUUACACCCAUUAUUAAUGAGGUGGUGACGAGCACAGUUAUCUCCUCUACAGACAAGGAGAGCUCAGUUGACCAGACAGGUGAUAAGUUCACCGUAGACUCUGCAACUACAACAACCACCACUUCUUCUCUGUUUAGUACUGAGACACCAGAAAAUGUAGAGACUACAGCAUCACAUGAAACUGCAGCAGGGGAGUCUCCACAGACUGCUACAACUACAGCUACUUCUCUGUAUAGCACUGAGAAACCCGGACAAUUAACUACUGCAUCACAUGAAACUGCAACACCUGACACUGAGACUGCUACUACUACAGUUUCGUCUGUAUAUAGCACGGAGAAAACAACGUCACAAGAAACUGCAACAGUGGAGACAGUCACAGAAGUCACAGAGAGGCCAACAAGCACAGAAAAACCUUCAGGUACCCCUGUUACUGUUUACACAGAGAGAACCUCAGACCUCUCCUCUACUGGUGAGGAGAGCGCAGAUGUCCAGACAACUGCAUCAGAACUUACCAUUACAGAUGAGGAAAGCUCAGGUGAUCAGAACCCUGAUAUGUUUACCAAAGACACUGCAACUACCACAGUGUCCUCUUUAUUCAGGACGGACGAAAUAGGACUUGUAGGGACUACAGCCUCGCAUGAAACUGCAUCCCAAGUAUCAUCUACGACUGCCGUGGUUACCCUGAUAGAUCAAACAUGGGAACCAAUGGGGACAUCAGCUACAGUGAUUGGCACCUCACAGGAAGCACUAACUGAAAUAACAGAAUUUGGACCGACUAGAGAAACACGAAGGACAUCAGGUCUUCCCAUGAUUGAUGAUACAGAGACAAGCUCAAUUCUUGAUAUGUUUACCAAAGAAACUGCAACCACCACAGUCUCCACUCUUUUCAGGACAGAGAAACCAGGACAUGUCAGAACGACAGCGUCACAUGAAUCUGCAACAGCUGAGACUUCAAAGACGGCUCUUACUGCAGCUUCAUCUCUAUAUGGCACAGACAAACCAGGACAAGUAACAGAAAAACCUUCAGUUACCCCAAUUACCGGUGACAUAGAGUCAAGUUCAGUCCUCACCUCUACAGAUGAAGAAAGCUCAAGUGACCAAACAACUGAGAUGUUUACCAAGACUUCCGUGACACCUACAUCUUCUAUGUACAGCAGAGAACCAACAAGUGUAGCUUCCAUUACUGUCACAUCAUCCACUUUGACAGACAUUGAAGAGGUGGACUAUGACGGUAGCGCAGAGCCUUCACACGUUAAGUCUAUACCUUCACCCACUCAAACUGCCACAAAACCUGAAGAAGAACCUACAAUCCUCAGCCCUGCACCUGAAACAAGUUCAGUCCUCACCACAGAAAAAGAGAGCUCAGGUGAUCAGACAUCUGAUAUGUUUACCAAAGACACGGCAACUAAAACAGUUUCUUCUCUGUUCAGCACUAAGAAUCCAAGACAAGUAGUGACUACAGCAUCUCGUGAAACUGCAACAGCUGAAACAUCAAAGAUUACAAUCACUUCAGCUUAUUCUCCGCAUAGCACUGAGAAGCCUACCACAGCGUCACAGGAAGCUGCAACAGCAGAGAGUGAAAAGACUUCUACAACUAUAGCAACUUCUCUGUUCAGCACUGAGAAGCCAGGACAUGUACCGACUUCAGUAUCACAGGAAACUGCAACAGCUGAGUCUAAAAUAACUGCUGCUGCUACUACAGGUUCUUCUCUACAUAGCACAGAGAAAACUGCUCAUGUUGAGACUACCAUCCUAGAAGAGGAGAGCUCAGGAGAUCAGACUCCUGAUAUGUUUACUACUCAGUCAGCUGCCACCCCUCUUUCUCCACUGUAUAGCACAGUCAGACCAGAAGAGCCAGAGUUGCCAUCAAGCUCAGAAAUGCCAUCAGUUGUUCCCAUUAUUGAUGAAACAGAGACACGCGCCGUCCUCACUUCAGAAGUGGAUGGAAUGUCAAGUGGUUCAACAAUUGAGAUGUUCACCAAGGAGUCUGAAUCAACAACUGCAUCCACAUCAGAGUCAGUUAGUACUUACACUACAUCAAGACCAACAGUAACCUCAAGUUCAAUCUUGACCCUUACAGAGGAAGAUGGUUCCGGUGACCAGGCCCCUGAUAUGUUUAGCAAGGUGCCAACCUCAACGAUUGAGUUUGUCAGUAGUUUUACCACUCCUUAUACAUUGACUGGACAGGUGACGGAACAAACCAGUGGAUCAACACAGGUUACCCACAGCACCUCUACACCCAUAGACAUGGAUGGAUUUGGAAACUCAACAACAGAGGGUGAGCAAAAGACAAGUCAAGCUGAAGGGUCAGGUGAAGAGGUACCAGUGGAGACCACCACUAAACCACAGGACCAGUUCACUGCAGCAACUGAUGAGACCGAAAUCAGAGAGACUGAGAGCACAUCUAAGACUCCAAGUGUUGAUUCUUCAAAAGUGUUCACACAGUCCCAGGAAUCCACAUCAACCCAAUCUCCUUCCAUGUCAAGCUCAGGUAAACCAACAGAGGCUUCCACAGCCUCUUUCACAGAGCAGGGUAGUGGUGACUUGACAAUAGACUCUACAGCUGAGGCUGAAGGGACAGAGGAGGAGAGUUCAGGUGAAGACAUCUCAGACGUGUCUACUAAGCAACCUGCAAGCACAACUGCUCCUCUCCUGUCUAGUCCAGCAACAACAAAGGAGGAAUUUACCACAUUGUCUGUCAGCAGUGACACCACCCUUGAAACAGCUGUUGAUGUUGAUGUAACUCUAUCAUCUGGCACAACUGCAGAGGUACCUAAGGUUAUUUCUAGCACAGCUCAGACCCCAGAAAGUGAGGUGACUCAAAGAGAAAAAAGCAGUACAGAGAAACUCUCAGUUGCUUUCAUUUCAGAUUUAACACUCACAGACGAUGAAAGCUCAGGUGACCAGACCUCUGCUAUAUUUAUCAAAGAGUCUGUUACGGCAACGGUUUCUUCUGUAUACAGCACAAUCAAAGCAGAACAAAUGACAUUCAUGACUAAAGUUUCUUCUCUGUUCAGCACUGAGAAGCCAAAACAAAUUGCGACCACAGUGUCACAGGAAACUGCAACAGCGGAGUUGAAAAUGACUGCUGCUGCUACUACAGGUUCUUCUCUACAUAGCACAGAGAAAACUGCUCAUGUUGAGACUACCAUCCUAGAAGAGGAGAGCUCAGGAGAUCAGACUCCUGAUAUGUUUACUACUCAGUCAGCUGCCACCCCUCUUUCUCCACUGUAUAGCACAGUCAGACCAGAACAGCCAGAGUUGCCAUCAAGCUCAGAAAUGCCAUCAGUUGUUCCCAUUAUUGAUGAAACAGAGACACGCGCCGUCCUCACUUCAGAAGUGGAUGGAAUGUCAAGUGGUUCAACAAUUGAGAUGUUCACCAAGGAGUCUGAAUCAACAACUGCAUCCACAUCAGAGUCAGUUAGUACUUACACUACAUCAAGACCAACAGUAACCUCAAGUUCAAUCUUGACCCUUACAGAGGAAGAUGGUUCCGGUGACCAGGCCCCUGAUAUGUUUAGCAAGGUGCCAACCUCAACGAUUGAGUUUGUCAGUAGUUUUACCACUCCUUAUACAUUGACUGGACAGGUGACGGAACAAACCAGUGGAUCAACACAGGUUACCCACAGCACCUCUACACCCAUAGACAUGGAUGGAUUUGGAAACUCAACAACAGAGGGUGAGCAAAAGACAAGUCAAGCUGAAGGGUCAGGUGAGGAGGUACCAGUGGAGACCACCACUAAACCACAGGACCAGUUCACUGUAGCAACCGAUGAGACCGAAAUCAGAGAGACUGAGAGCACAUCUGAGACUCCAUGUGUUGAUUCUUCAAAAGUGUUCACACAGUCCCAGGAAUCCACAUCAACCCAAUCUCCUUCCAUGUCAAGCUCAGGUAAACCAACAGAGGCUUCCACAGCCUCUUUCACAGAGCAGGGUAGUGGUGACUUGACAAUAGACUCUACAGCUGAGGCUGAAGGGACAGAGGAGGAGAGUUCAGGUGAAGACAUCUCAGACGUGUCUACUAAGCAACCUGCAAGCACAACUGCUCCUCUCCUGUCUAGUCCAGCAACAACAAAGGAAGAAUUUACCACAUUGUCUGUCAGCAGUGACACCACCCUUGAAACAGCUGUUGAUGUUGAUGUAACUCUAUCAUCUGGCACAACUGCAGAGGUACCUAAGGUUAUUUCUAGCACAGCUCAGACCCCAGAAAGUGAGGUGACAGAAAGAGAAAAAAGCAGUACAGAGAAACUCUCAGUUGCUUUCAUUUCAGAUUUAACACUCACAGACGAUGAAAGCUCAGGUGACCAGACCCCUGAUAUAUUUACCAAAGAGUCUGUUACGGCAACGGUUUCUUCUGUAUACAGCACAAUCAAAGCAGAACAAAUGACAUUCAUGACUAAAGUUUCUUCUCUGUUCAGCACUGAAAAGCCAAAACAAAUAGCGACCACAGUGUCACAGGACACUGCAACAGCGGAGUUGAAAAUAACUGCUGCUGCUACUACAGGUUCUUCUCUACAUAGCACAGAGAAAACUGCUCAUUUUGAGACUACCAUCCUAGAAGAGGAGAGCUCAGGAGAUCAGACUCCUGAUAUGUUUACUACUCAGUCAGCUGCCACCCCUCUUUCUCCACUGUAUAGCACAGUCAGACCAGAAGAGCCAGAGUUGCCAUCAAGCUCAGAAAUGCCAUCAGUUGUUCCCAUUAUUGAUGAAACAGAGACACGCGCCGUCCUCACUUCAGUAGUGGAUGGAAUGUCAAGUGGUUCAACUAUUGAGAUGUUCAUCAAGGAGUCUGAUGCAACAACUGCAUCCACAUCAGAGUCAGUUAGUACUUACACUACAUCAAGACCAACAGUAACCUCAAGUUCAAUCUUGACCCUUACAGAGGAAGAUGGUUCCGGUGACCAGGCCCCUGAUAUGUAUAGCAAGGUGCCAACCUCAACGAUUGAGUUUGUCAGUAGUUCUACCACUCCAUAUACAUUGACUGGACAGGUGACGGAACAAACCAGUGGAUCAACACAGGUUACCCACAGCACCUCUACACCCAUAGACAUGGAUGGAUUUGGAAACUCAACAACAGAGGGUGAGCAAAAGACAAGUCAAGCUGAAGGGUCAGGUGAAGAGGUACCAGUGGAGACCACCACUAAACCACAGGACCAGUUCACUGCAGCAACUGAUGAGACCGAAAUCAGAGAGACUGAGAGCACAUCUAAGACUCCAAGUGUUGAUUCUUCAAAAGUGUUCACACAGUCCCAGGAAUCCACAUCAACCCAAUCUCCUUCCAUGUCAAGCUCAGGUAAACCAACAGAGGCUUCCACAGCCUCUUUCACAGAGCAGGGUAGUGGUGACUUGACAAUAGACUCUACAGCUGAGGCUGAAGGGACAGAGGAGGAGAGUUCAGGUGAAGACAUCUCAGACGUGUCUACUAAGCAACCUGCAAGCACAACUGCUCCUCUCCUGUCUAGUCCAGCAACAACAAAGGAGGAAUUUACCACAUUGUCUGUCAGCAGUGACACCACCCUUGAAACAGCUGUUGAUGUUGAUGUAACUCUAUCAUCUGGCACAACUGCAGAGGUACCUAAGGUUAUUUCUAGCACAGCUCAGACCCCAGAAAGUGAGGUGACUCAAAGAGAAAAAAGCAGUACAGAGAAACUCCCAGUUGCUUUCAUUUCAGAUUUAACACUCACAGACGAUGAAAGCUCAGGUGACCAGACCUCUGCUAUAUUUAUCAAAGAGUCUGUUACGGCAACGGUUUCUUCUGUAUACAGCACAAUCAAAGCAGAACAAAUGACAUUCAUGACUAAAGUUUCUUCUCUGUUCAGCACUGAGAAGCCAAAACAAAGAGCGACCACAGUGUCACAGGACACUGCAACAGCGGAGUUGAAAAUGACUGCUGCUGCUACUACAGGUUCUUCUCUACAUAGCACAGAGAAAACUGCUCAUUUUGAGACUACCAUCCUAGAAGAGGAGAGCUCAGGAGAUCAGACUCCUGAUAUGUUUACUACUCAGUCAGCUGCCACCCCUCUUUCUCCACUGUAUAGCACAGUCAGACCAGAAGAGCCAGAGUUGCCAUCAAGCUCAGAAAUGCCAUCAGUUGUUCCCAUUAUUGAUGAAACAGAGACACGCGCCGUCCUCACUUCAGAAGUGGAUGGAAUGUCAAGUGGUUCAACAAUUGAAAUGUUCAUCAAGGAGUCUGAUGCAACAACUGCAUCCACAUCAGAGUCAGUUAGUACUUACACUACAUCAAGACCAACAGUAACCUCAAGUUCAAUCUUGACCCUUACAGAGGAAGAUGGUUCCGGUGACCAGGCCCCUGAUAUGUUUAGCAAGGUGCCAACCUCAACAAUUGAGUUUGUCAGUAGUUCUACCACUCCUUAUACAUUGACUGGACAGGUGACGGAACAAACCAGUGGAUCAACACAGGUUACCCACAGGACCUCUACACCCAUAGACAUGGAGGGAUUUGGAAUCUCAACAACAGAGGAUGACAUGGAUGGAUUUGGAAACUCAACAACAGAGGGUGAGCAAAAGACAAGUCAAGCUGAAGGGUUUGUUGAGGAGGUACCAGUGGAGACCACCACUAAACCACAGGACCAGUUCACUGCAGCAACUGAUGAGACCGAAAUCAGAGAGACUGAGAGCACAUCUAAGACUCCAAGUGUUGAUUCUUCAAAAGUGUUCACACAGUCCCAGGAAUCCACAUCAACCCAAUCUCAUCUCUCCACUAGCACAGCUGAGACAAUAGAAUCAUCCAGUGCUUCAUUGUCUGAGCAAGGAAGUGGAGACUUCACAGAACCGUCUAGUUCAGAAAGUGAGGCCACAGAGGAUGAGAGUUCAGGUGAUGACACAUCUGCUGUUACAACAGCCCCACUGCAAACUACAUCAUCUUCAACAGACUCAGUGUUUACAAAAUCAGUAAGCACUGAGGUAACUGAUGGAACCAAGGGGGUUGAACAGACAGAAGAACCAACAGGCACCGAGGGAUCUUCAGAUGGCCCUGUCUCUAGUGUGACAUCCUCAAUGGUCACAUUCAAAGACGAGGAGAGCUCUGGCGACCUGACACCUGAUAUGUGUACCAAGGAAUCUACUACAGCAUCAUCACUAGGGUCAGAAGCUGUUAUGACCACAUCUUCUUCCUCAGUCAUCAGCAGUGACCAAUUCCAAUUCACAACUUUAGGAACAGUCAUCACACCCACAGAAGAAAUAGAUGAAACACACAUAGACACUCCCACUGUAGCAGUUGAAACUUUGGAGCAUUCUGUGGACCAAACAACUGGACUAGCAAGCACAUCAAAACCAUUUGUCACUUCCUUCACUUACGUAGACAUGGGGGGCUCGGGAAUCUCACCAACAGAUGAUGACCAGGAGACAAGUCAAGCUGAAGGGUCAGGUGAAGAGGUACCAGUGGAGACUACCACUAAACCACAGGACCAGUUCACUGUAGCCACAGAUGAGACCGAAAUCAGAGAGACUGAGAGCGCAUCUAAGACUCCAAGUGUUGAUUCUUCAAAAGUGUUCACACAGUCCCAGGAAUCCACAUCAACCCAAUCUCCUUCCAUGUCAAGCUCAGGUAAACCAACAGAGGCUUCCACGGCCUCUUUCACAGAGCAGGGUAGUGGUGACUUGACAAUAGACUCUACAGCUGAGGCUGAAGGGACAGAGGAGGAGAGUUCAGGUGAAGACAUCUCAGACGUGUCUACUAAGCAACCUGCAAGCACAACUGCUCCUCUCCUGUCUAGUCCAGCAACAACAAAGGAGGAAUUUACCACAUUGUCUGUCAGCAGUGACACCACCCUUGAAACAGCUGUUGAUGUUGAUGUAACUCUAUCAUCUGGCACAACUGCAGAGGUACCUAAGGUUAUAUCUAGCACAGCUCAGACCCCAGAAAGUGAGGUGACAGAACGAGAAAAAAGCAGUACAGAGAAACUCUCAGUUGCUUUCAUUUCAGAUUUAACACUCACAGACGAUGAAAACUCAGGUGACCAGACCUCUGAUAUAUUUAUCAAAGAGUCUGUUACGGCAACGGUUUCUUCUGUAUACAGCACAAUCAAAGCAGAACAAAUGACAUUCAUGACUAAAGUUUCUUCUCUGUUCAGCACUGAGAAGCCAAAACAAAUAGCGACCACAGUGUCACAGGACACGGCAACAGCGGAGUUGAAAAUAACUGCUGCUGCUACUACAGGUUCUUCUCUACAUAGCACAGAGAAAACUGCUCAUUUUGAGACUACCAUCCUAGAAGAGGAGAGCUCAGGAGAUCAGACUCCUGAUAUGUUUACUACUCAGUCAGCUGCCACCCCUCUUUCUCCACUGUAUAGCACAGUCAGACCAGAACAGCCAGAGGCACCAUCAAGGUCAGAAAUGACAUCAGUUGUUCACAUCAUUGAUGAAACAGAGACAAGCACCAUCCUCACUUCAGAAGAGGAUACAACCUCAAGUAGUGCAACAAUUGAGAUGUUCACCAAGGAGCCUGUUGCAACAACUGCAUCCCCAUCAGAGUCAGUUAGUACUUACACUACAUCAAGACCAACAGUAACCUCAAGUUCAAUCUUGACCCUUACAGAGGAAGAUGGUUCCGGUGACCAGGCCCCUGAUAUGUUUAGCAAGGUGCCAACCUCAACGAUUGAGUUUGUCAGUAGUUUUACCACUCCUUAUACAUUGACUGGACAGGUGACGGAACAAACCAGGGGAUCAACACAGGUUACCCACAGCACCUCUACACCCAUAGACAUGGAGGGAUUUGGAAUCUCAACAACAGAGGAUGACAUGGAUGGAUUUGGAAACUCAACAACAGAGGGUGAGCAAAAGACAAGUCAAGCUGAAGGGUUUGUUGAGGAGGUACCAGUGGAGACCACCACUAAACCACAGGACCAGUUCACUGCAGCAACUGAUGAGACCGAAAUCAGAGAGACUGAGAGCACAUCUAAGACUCCAAGUGUUGAUUCUUCAAAAGUGUUCACACAGUCCCAGGAAUCCACAUCAACCCAAUCUCAUCUCUCCACUAGCACAGCUGAGAAAAUAGAAUCAUCCAGUGCUUCAUUGUCUGAGCAAGGAAGUGGAGACUUCACAGAACCGUCUAGUUCAGAAAGUGAGGCCACAGAGGAUGAGAGUUCAGGUGAUGACACAUCUGCUGUUACAACAGCCCCACUGCAAACUACAUCAUCUUCAACAGACUCAGUGUUUACAAAAUCAGUAAGCACUGAGGUAACUGAUGGAACCAAGGGGGUUGAACAGACAGAAGAAUCAACAGGCACCGAGGGAUCUUCAGAUGGCCCUGUCUCUAGUGUGACAUCCUCAAUGGUCACAUUCAAAGACGAGGAGAGCUCUGGCGACCUGACACCUGAUAUGUGUACCAAGGAAUCUACUACAGCAUCAUCACUAGGGUCAGAAGCUGUUAUGACCACAUCUUCUUCCUCAGUCAUCAGCAGUGACCAAUUCCAAUUCACAACUUUAGGAAUAGUCAUCACACCCACAGAAGAAAUAGAUGAAACACACGUAGACACUCCCACUGUAGCAGUUGAAACUUUGGAGCAUUCUGUGGACCAAACAACUGGACUAGCAAGCACAUCAAAACCAUUUGUCACUUCCUUCACUUACGUAGACAUGGGGGGCUCGGGAAUCUCACCAACAGAUGAUGACCAGGAGACAAGUCAAGCUGAAGGGUCAGGUGAAGAGGUACCAGUGGAGACCACCACUAAACCACAGGACCAGUUCACUGUAGCAACCGAUGAGACCGAAAUCAGAGAGACUGAGAGCACAUCUGAUUCUCCAAGUGUUGAAUCUUCAACAAAAGAGUUCACACAGUCCCAGGAAUCCAAAUCAAUCCAAUCUCAUUCCAUGUCAAGCACAGUUAAACCAGUAGAGGCUUCCACAGCCUCUUUCACAGAGCAGGGUAGUGGUGACUUGACAAUAGACUCUACAGCUGAGGCUGAAGGGACAGAGGAGGAGAGUUCAGGUGAAGACAUCUCAGACGUGUCUACUAAGCAACCUGCAAGCACAACUGCUCCUCUCCUGUCUAGUCCAGCAACAACAAAGGAGGAAUUUACCACAUUGUCUGUCAGCAGUGACACCACUCUUGAAACAGCUGUUGAUGUUGAUGUAACUCUAUCAUCUGGCACAACUGCAGAGGUACCUAAGGUUAUUUCUAGCACAGCUCAGACCCCAGAAAGUGAGGUGACAGAAAGAGAAAAAAGCAGUACAGAGAAACUCUCAGUUGCUUUCAUUUCAGAUUUAACACUCACAGACGAUGAAAGCUCAGGUGACCAGACCCUUGAUAUAUUUACCAAAGAGUCUGUUACGGCAACGGUUUCUUCUGUAUACAGCACAAUCAAAGCAGAACAAAUGACAUUCAUGACUAACGUUUCUUCUCUGUUCAGCACUGAGAAGCCAAAACAAAUAGCGACCACAGUGUCACAGGACACUGCAACAGCGGAGUUGAAAAUAACUGCUGCUGCUACUACAGGUUCUUCUCUACAUAGCACAGAGAAAACUGCUCAUUUUGAGACUACCAUCCUAGAAGAGGAGAGCUCAGGAGAUCAGACUCCUGAUAUGUUUACUACUCAGUCAGCUGCCACCCCUCUUUCUCCACUGUAUAGCACAGUCAGACCAGAAGAGCCAGAGUUGCCAUCAAGCUCAGAAAUGCCAUCAGUUGUUCCCAUUAUUGAUGAAACAGAGACACGCGCCGUCCUCACUUCAGAAGUGGAUGGAAUGUCAAGUGGUUCAACAAUUGAGAUGUUCACCAAGGAGUCUGAAUCAACAACUGCAUCCACAUCAGAGUCAGUUAGUACUUACGCUACAUCAAGACCAACAGUAACCUCAAGUUCAAUCUUGACCCUUACAGAGGAAGAUGGUUCCGGUGACCAGGCCCCUGAUAUGUUUAGCAAGGUGCCAACCUCAACGAUUGAGUUUGUCAGUAGUUCUACCACUCCUUAUACAUUGACUGGACAGGUGACGGAACAAACCAGUGGAUCAACACAGGUUACCCACAGCACCUCUACACCCAUAGACAUGGAUGGAUUUGGAAACUCAACAACAGAGGGUGAGCAAAAGACAAGUCAAGCUGAAGGGUCAGUUGAGGAGGUACCAGUGGAGACCACCACUAAACCACAGGACCAGUUCACUGCAGCAACUGAUGAGACCGAAAUCAGAGAGACUGAGAGCACAUCUAAGACUCCAAGUGUUGAUUCUUCAAAAGUGUUCACACAGUCCCAGGAAUCCACAUCAACCCAAUCUCAUCUCUCCACUAGCACAGCUGAGACAAUAGAAUCAUCCAGUGCUUCAUUGUCUGAGCAAGGAAGUGGAGACUUCACAGAACCGUCUAGUUCAGAAAGUGAGGCCACAGAGGAUGAGAGUUCAGGUGAUGACACAUCUGCUGUUACAACAGCCCCACUGCAAACUACAUCAUCUUCAACAGACUCAGUGUUUACAAAAUCAGUAAGCACUGAGGUAACUGAUGGAACCAAGGGGGUUGAACAGACAGAAGAACCAACAGGCACCGAGGGAUCUUCAGAUGGCCCUGUCUCUAGUGUGACAUCCUCAAUGGUCACAUUCAAAGACGAGGAGAGCUCUGGCGACCUGACACAUGAUAUGUUUACCAAGGAAUCUACUACAGCAUCAUCACUAGGGUCAGAAGCUGUUAUGACCACAUCUUCUUCCUCAGUCAUCAGCAGUGACCAAUUCCAAUUCACAACUUUAGGAACAGUCAUCACACCCACAGAAGAAAUAGAUGAAACACACAUAGACACUCCCACUGUAGCAGUUGAAACUUUGGAGCAUUCUGUGGACCAAACAACUGGACUAGCAAGCACAUCAAAACCAUUUGUCACUUCCUUCACUUACGUAGACAUGGGGGGCUCGGGAAUCUCACCAACAGAUGAUGACCAGGAGACAAGUCAAGCUGAAGGGUCAGGUGAAGAGGUACCAGUGGAGACUACCACUAAACCACAGGACCAGUUCACUGUUGCCACAGAUGAGACUGAAAUCAGAGAGACUGAGAGCACAUCUAAGACUCCAAGUGUUGAUUCUUCAAAAGUGUUCACACAGUCCCAGGAAUCCACAUCAACCCAAUCUCAUCUCUCCACUAGCACAGCUGAGACAAUAGAAUCAUCCAGUGCUUCAUUGUCUGAGCAAGGAAGUGGAGACUUCACAGAACCGUCUAGUUCAGAAAGUGAGGCCACAGAGGAUGAGAGUUCAGGUGAUGACACAUCUGCUGUUACAACAGCCCCACUGCAAACUACAUCAUCUUCAACAGACUCAGUGUUUACAAAAUCAGUAAGCACUGAGGUAACUGAUGGAACCAAGGGGGUUGAACAGACAGAAGAACCAACAGGCACCGAGGGAUCUACAGAUGGCCCUGUCUCUAGUGUGACAUCCUCAAUGGUCACAUUCAAAGACGAGGAGAGCUCUGGCGACCUGACACCUGAUAUGUUUACCAAGGAAUCUACUACAGCAUCAUCACUAGGGUCAGAAGCUGUUAUGACCACAUCUUCUUCCUCAGUCAUCAGCAGUGACCAAUUCCAAUUCACAACUUUAGGAACAGUCAUCACACCCACAGAAGAAAUAGAUGAAACACACAUAGACACUCCCACUGUAGCAGUUGAAACUUUGGAGCAUUCUGUGGACCAAACAACUGGACUAGCAAGCACAUCAAAACCAUUUGUCACUUCCUUCACUUACGUAGACAUGGGGGGCUCGGGAAUCUCACCAACAGAUGAUGACCAGGAGACAAGUCAAGCUGAAGGGUCAGGUGAAGAGGUACCAGUGGAGACCACCACUAAACCACAGGACCAGUUCACUGUAGCCACAGAUGAGACUGAAAUCAGAGAGACUGAGAGCACAUCUAAGACUCCAAGUGUUGAUUCUUCAAAAGUGUUCACACAGUCCCAGGAAUCCACAUCAACCCAAUCUCCUUCCAUGUCAAGCUCAGGUAAACCAACAGAGGCUUCCACAGCCUCUUUCACAGAGCAGGGUAGUGGUGACUUGACAAUAGACUCUACAGCUGAGGCUGAAGGGACAGAGGAGGAGAGUUCAGGUGAAGACAUCUCAGACGUGUCUACUAAGCAACCUGCAAGCACAACUGCUCCUCUCCUGUCUAGUCCAGCAACAACAAAGGAAGAAUUUACCACAUUGUCUGUCAGCAGUGACACCACCCUUGAAACAGCUGUUGAUGUUGAUGUAACUCUAUCAUCUGGCACAACUGCAGAGGUACCUAAGGUUAUUUCUAGCACAGCUCAGACCCCAGAAAUUGAGGUGACAGAAAGAGAAAAAAGCAGUACAGAGAAACUCUCAGUUGCUUUCAUUUCAGAUUUAACACUCACAGACGAUGAAAGCUCAGGUGACCAGACCCCUGAUAUAUGUACCAAAGAGUAUUUUACUGCAACGGUUUCUCCUGUAUACAGCACAAUCAAAGCAGAACAAAUGACAUUCAUGACUAAAGUUUCUUCUCUGUUCAGCACUGAGAAGCCAAAACAAAUAGCGACCACAGUGUCACAGGACACGGCAACAGCGGAGUUGAAAAUAACUGCUGCUGCUACUACAGGUUCUUCUCUACAUAGCACAGAGAAAACUGCUCAUUUUGAGACUACCAUCCUAGAAGAGGAGAGCUCAGGAGAUCAGACUCCUGAUAUGUUUACUACUCAGUCAGCUGCCACCCCUCUUUCUCCACUGUAUAGCACAGUCAGACCAGAAGAGCCGGAGUUGCCAUCAAGCUCAGAAAUGCCAUCAGUUGUUCCCAUUAUUGAUGAAACAGAGACACGCGCCGUCCUCACUUCAGAAGUGGAUGGAAUGUCAAGUGGUUCAACUAUUGAGAUGUUCACCAAGGAGCCUGUUGCAACAACUGCAUCCCCAUCAGAGUCAGUUAGUACUUACACUACAUCAAGACCAACAGUAACCUCAAGUUCAAUCUUGACCCUUACAGAGGAAGAUGGUUCUGGUGAUCAGGCUCCUGAUAUGUUUAGCAAGGUGCCAACCUCAACGUUUGAGUUUGUCAGUAGUUCUACCACUCCUUAUACAUUGACUGGACAGGUGACGGAACAAACCAGUGGAUCAACACAGGUUACCCACAGCACCUCUACACCCAUAGACAUGGAGGGAUUUGGAAUCUCAACAACAGAGGAUGACAUGGAUGGAUUUGGAAACUCAACAACAGUGGGUGAGCAAAAGACAAGUCAAGCUGAAGGGUUUGUUGAGGAGGUACCAGUGGAGACCACCACUAAACCACAGGACCAGUUCACUGCAGCAACUGAUGAGACUGAAAUCAGAGAGACUGAGAGCACAUCUAAGACUCCAAGUGUUGAUUCUUCAAAAGUGUUCACACAGUCCCAGGAAUCCACAUCAACCCAAUCUCAUCUCUCCACUAGCACAGCUGAGACAAUAGAAUCAUCCAGUGCUUCAUUGUCUGAGCAAGGAAGUGGAGACUUCACAGAACCGUCUAGUUCAGAAAGUGAGGCCACAGAGGAUGAGAGUUCAGGUGAUGACACAUCUGCUGUUACAACAGCCCCACUGCAAACUACAUCAUCUUCAACAGACUCAGUGUUUACAAAAUCAGUAAGCACUGAGGUAACUGAUGGAACCAAGGGGGUUGAACAGACAGAAGAACCAACAGGCAACGAGGGAUCUUCAGAUGGCCCUGUCUCUAGUGUGACAUCCUCAAUGGUCACAUUCAAAGACGAGGAGAGCUCUGGCGACCUGACACCUGAUAUGUUUACCAAGGAAUCUACUACAGCAUCAUCACUAGGGUCAGAAGCUGUUAUGACCACAUCUUCUUCCUCAGUCAUCAGCAGUGACCAAUUCCAAUUCACAACUUUAGGAACAGUCAUCACACCCACAGAAGAAAUAGAUGAAACACAUAUAGACACUCCCACUGUAGCAGUUGAAACAUUGGAGCAUUCUGUGGACCAAACAACUGGACUAGCAAGCACAUCAAAACCAUUUGUCACUUCCUUCACUUACGUAGACAUGGGGGGCUCGGGAAUCUCACCAACAGAUGAUGACCAGGAGACAAGUCAAGCUGAAGGGUCAGGUGAAGAGGUACCAGUGGAGACCACCACUAAACCACAGGACCAGUUCACUGUAGCAACCGAUGAGACCGAAAUCAGAGAGACUGAGAGCACAUCUGAUUCUCCAAGUGUUGAAUCUUCAAUAAAAGAGUUCACACAGUCCCAGGAAUCCAAAUCAAUCCAAUCUCAUUCCAUGUCAAGCACAGUUAAACCAACAGAGGCUUCCACAGCCUCUUUCACAGAGCAGGGUAGUGGUGACUUGACAAUAGACUCUACAGCUGAGGCUGAAGGGACAGAGGAGGAGAGUUCAGGUGAAGACAUCUCAGACGUGUCUACUAAGCAACCUGCAAGUACAACUGCUCCUCUCCUGUCUAGUCCAGCAACAACAAAGGAAGAAUUUACCACAUUGUCUGUCAGCAGUGACACCACUCUUGAAACAGCUGUUGAUGUUGAUGUAACUCUAUCAUCUGGCACAACUGCAGAGGUACCUAAGGUUAUUUCUAGCACAGCUCAGACCCCAGAAAGUGAAGUGACAGAAAAAGCAACAAACAGCACGGAGAAAUCCUUAGUUGCUUUCAUUUCAGAUAUAACACUCACAGACGAUGAAAGCUCAGGUGCCCAGACCCCUGAUAUGUUUACCAAAGAGUCUGUUACUGCAAUGGUUUCUUCUGUAUACAUCACAGUCAAAGCAGAACAAAUGACAUCCACGACUAAAGUUUCUUCUCUGUUCAGCACCAAGACACCAAGACCGGUAAUGACUACAGCAUCACAUGAAACUGCAACAGCUGAGACAUCAAAACUUACAAUCACUGCAGCUUCUUCUCUAUAUAGCACUGAGAAACCUAUGACAAUGUCAGAAGGAACUGCAACAGCAGAGAGUGAAAAGACUGCCACAACUACAGCAACUUCUCUGUUCAGCACUGAUAAACCAGGACAAAUUGUGACGACAGCGUCACAUGAAACUGCAACAGCUGAGAAUGCAAGAAGUGCUACAACUUCAGCUUCUUCUUUGUAUAGUAUUGAGAAACCAUCAGUUGCUUCCAUUUCAGAUUUAACCUCCACAGAUGAAGAGAGCUCUGGGGACCAGACCCCCGAUAUGUUUAAAAUAGAGUCUGCCACUGCAAUUGUUUCUUCAUUGUACAGCACUGUGAAAGCAGUGACAACCACAACAAUGCCACAUGUAAAGACCACAGGAGAGAGCAAAGUUACAAAAGAAACAGAGAAAACAUCAGGCACAGAACAACUUGUUGUUACCGUCACUGUUACACCAUCCACUUUGCCAGAUAUUGAAGACGUGGUGGACUAUGACGAUAGUGCAGGGCCUUCACUGGUUCAAUCUAUAUCUUCUUCACCCACUCAAACUACCACAAAACCUGAAAGAGAACCUACCAUAGUCAGUGUUGCUCCUGACCCAGAUGACGAGAGCUCAGGUGAUCAGACCUCUGACAUGUUCACCAAAGAGUCUGUCACUGCGACAGUGUCCUCUCUUUUCAGUACUGUCAAAACAGAACAGGUAUUGACCACAGCAAUGUCAACAACAGCACAAGAUUCUCAGUCUUCCAAGUCACCUCACUCUGACUACACUAGUCCCAAGACAUCUGGUGUCGAUGAGGAAACCAAACGGAUGUCAUUCACAACCACACAACAACCAUCAACAGUGAGAGAUACAUUCAGUGAGGCAACAGGCCAAACAGAAUCCAUUGUGACAAGCACACCAGGCCCAGAUGACAAGGGUCAUGUCAGCCCAGAUACAGAAACCACCGUCAGUCCAGAUGUUACACAGCCCCCUGUUACUGUGAGUGAUCGCACAACUAUGAGUGACCGUACAACACACCGAUUCCAUAUAACCGAAAGAGACCAUACUACGACAAGAGCCCAUACAACAGUGGGUGAUCAUUCAUCUGAUGGAGACCACACAGUAGCAAGAGACCACACAACUGUCAGAGACCAUACAACAGUGCCUUUUAGAUCACAGUCAUCCACAGUCACUGCUCUCCCCUCUAUUAUCUACCAGGGUGUUACUGACCAGCAGGUUAUGAUAGUCACCUCAACAAGCAGCCAAACCAAGACUGACCAGACCCCCACCAUGGUGCUGCACGGUACGAAACCAUCGACAAGCACAGUUAUCAUAUUUACAGAGGAGGCCGGAGAUGAGGACACACUGUUCUCCACUGACACAGACAGCAUGACCACAACCCCUGAGAUUAUCACUAAAGAUGAAACCAUCAUUGACGCUGAUACUGUGGCAAUGGUUGACCUCUCCUCACCGCUCUACCCCACCAUCGUUACAGAGGAAGCAGGGGGAGUCACAGCCAUUACCAUGACACCACAGUCCUCAAUUGCAAUGACAGAGGAACCUGAAGGGUCUGGGACAGAUGUCUAUUUGUCUUCCACAAUUGACUCACUGAGUCUGGCUACAACACAAAUCCCAUCAGUCACCUCUGUAGAUAUAUCUGCAGAGGCAAGUGCUGAGACAACAAGCAGGUCUGCAGAAGUUAAACAUUCAGAGACUGUGAGAACGACCACCUUGUCAUCUGUAGGGGAUGUUUUUAGUGAGGCGUCUACUUCAGUGGUUGUGUCCUCUAAAGCUCAAACCACCCAAGCCAGAGCACUGUCCACGGAGUCCAGCUCUCAGACGGCCUUCACCACACCAUAUGUGUUUGUUGAUGAGUUCUCCGGAGAUGAUGUCACUGGUGAGGAGUCUGAUGCAGAGCCUACUCCUUCUGCCCCUGUAUCAACCCAAGCAUCAACUCUCCCCAUAGAUACAAGCUCACAGACCACAGUUAGCAGUGAGGAAGAUGAAUUCCCGACAGAUGCAAUGGAAUUAUCCACCACCCCUUCUCCUACUACUGUUAAAGCUACAGUAGAAGACACAUCUGAUGAGGAUUCUGAAAUGGAGACCACAACAACUUUAUCUAAUUCCACCCAAGCCACCAAGCUGUCUGCCACUACUACACAGAAUAUGCCAGUGUCCACUGAGGAAGACAAAGAGACUGUGAAACCAACCAGCCCAUUGCCUGUUGAUGAGUCUUCAGGAGAUGACGACUCUGAAGGCUCUGGAUCUGAGACCUUCACCUCUGUAGUGGAGCCCUCCCAAACCACAACCCCCACCCCAGAAACAAGCUCAACAUCUGCUAAGCAGGGUGAAGCGAUAGAGAUUACCACUCUAGUACCUUCAUCCUUAGAGGAGGGCAUCUCUGGGGAUGACAUGAAGACUUCGACUCCCAAACCCUUUGAAGCCACAUCCUCCCUGUAUAGCAAAGAUAAACCAUUGGUUGCUUCUAUUUCGGAGUUAACCUCCACAGAUGAAGAAAUCUCUGGUGACCCAACCCCUGAAACGUUUACCAAAGAGUCUGUUAUUGUAAAUGAACAAAUGACAUCCACAACUACAGUUUCUUCUCUGUUCAGCACUGAGAAACCAGGACAAGUAACAACAACGUCACAUGAAACUGUGACAGAUGAGACUGCAAGGACUGCUACAACUUCAGCUUCUUCUCUGUACAGCACUGAGAAACCUUCACUUGCUUCAAUUUCAGAUAUAACCUCCACAGACGAAGAGAGCUCUGGUGACCAGACCACUGAUAUGUUUCCCAAAGCGUCUAAAACUACUACAGUUUCUCCAUUUGACAGCACUGUCAAAAUGGAGCAGGUAACAGCCACAACAAUGUCACCUGAAAAAGCAACAGCAGAGAUUGAAAAGACUACAACUACUACAGGUUUGUCUCUGUUUAGCACAGAGAAAACAGAGAAAGCUUCCUCCCAGCCAAGUUUGUCUGUCCAUUCCACUGUUGCGCCAUCUGCAAUGCCAGAUGUGGUAGAACAUUUUGUCACCACUUUUGUCCCCAAGGUGGACGUGACAAAACCUGAAGAAUCUUUCCAACAGGCUAGGUCUGAAAUUGCAUUUACCCAACAUCCUCUCACUGAUCUCUCUUCUGAAGAAACUGCAGAGGCCACCACAAGUCCCAUGUUGCCUGAGGUAGAUUCAAGGGACUCCAUUGACACUGUAACAACAUCUGCACAGGGCUCAGAAUCACCUUUUGUCCCAAUGGUUUCUACAGCAAUACCAUCUACAUCAGAAGUUAAAGGUUUAAGCCAGGUACCUAGAACAGAGGGAGUUUCGACUGAUAUAGAGGACAGCUCAGAACAAGACAGUGAGGUUGAAGGGACUUCCACUCCCACCAGUUUCUCUAUAAAGGAGGAAGUGACUGGGGAUACUGUUACUUCUCAAGUCGAGGAGAUCGUCACUGCAGUGUACGGUACACCUGCUACCGCUACUGUCACAUCUAUUUUCCCAGACAUUUAUCAAGAAGUGGACUAUGAGAAUAUUUCAAAUCUGUCACAGGCUGAAUCUAAACCUGCUGUUCAAACAACCACAAAACCUGAGGGAGAACCUGCAACUGUCAGCACUGCCCCUGACACAAGUUCAGUCCUCACCUCUAUCGCCGAAGAGAGCUCAGGUGACCAGAUUCCUGGUAUGUUUACCAAAGAGUAUGCAACUACAACUUCUACAGUUUCCUUUCUGUUUAGCACAGAGAAACCCACAACAAUCUCACAUGAAUCUGUAAAAGCAGAGAGUGAAGUCACAGAGGAAACAGAGGGACCAUUAGGCUCAGAAAAGCCAUCAGUUAGUCCUGCUGUUGAUGAGGCAGAGACAAAACCAGUUCUGUCCUCUACAGAUGAGGAGUGUACAGGUGACCAUACCGCUGAUAUGUCUGUCACUACAGCAGUUUCUUCUGUACACAGCACUGUCAAAGCAGAACAAAUGACAACCACAGUAAUGCCACAUGUGAUGUCAACAACAACGUCACCAGAAGAGACUGCAGCCAUUGAUCCGACAGAAACACCAACAGACUCAAAGGAGUUAGCAACUCCUGGUGUUGGUGACACAGAAACAGGUUCUACAGAUGAAGAGAAUUCUGGAGAUGAGACAAGUCCGAUGACCACCCAGGAGUCUCCUGUAACAGAAGCUCAUUUGCACAGUAGCACAGCCAAGCCAUUGCAGACAUCAACAUCACCAGUCUAUGAAUCCGUGGCUGACCUUACCUCUCCUGAAACAACUGCUGAUAGUGAAGAAACUAAACAGACAGACAUAACAAACACAGGACAGCCAUCAGGUGUUCCCAGUUCAGUGAAAAGCACAGUGAUCUCAGUCCUACCUGAUAGCGAUGAGGAGAGCUCAGGUGACCAAACCCCUGAUAUGUUUACCAAAGACUCACCAACUACUACAGUUUCCUCUGUGUUUAGCACAGAGGAACAUACAACAACAUCACAGGAAACUGUAACAGAUGAGAGUGAAGUCACUGAGCAAACAGAGAGACCAUCAGGCUCGGACAAACCAUCAGUUACCAUCUCUGUCUUACCUUCUACAGAUGACCAGAGCUCAGGUCACCAGACAAGUGAGGGUUUCACCACAGACGCUUCUGCAACAAAAGAUCCUCUCCUGGCUAGCACAGUCCAGCCAAUUGCCUCUGUCCAUUCCACUGAGGCACCAUCAGAGUCUGACGUGGUGGUCCAGUUUGUCACAACAUUUUCCCCCAAACCAGACAUGACAACACCAGAGGAAUCGUUUGAACAGGCCAGGUCGGAGAUAACAUUUACUCAUCAUCCUCAUACUGAUGUCUCUUCUGAGGAAACGGCAAUGCCCACAACCAGUCCCAUGCUGCCUGAGGAAGAUUCAAGCCAGUCUUUUGAAACUAUAACUGCACCUGCACAGAGCUCAGAAUCAACUUUUGUCUCUACUGCUUCUCCAGUGAAGAAUGAUGCUCUACUAUCCACAUCAGAGGCAGAGGAACAAGUUGAAGCUUUAAGCCAGGUACCUACAACGGAGGAGACUAGUGCAGAGGGCAGCUCCGAACAAGAGACUGUGGUUGAAGAGACAAGCAUUCCUACCAUUGUUUCUCCUCUAACUGAGAAAGUAUUAGAAACUAAAGUGUACAGCACGCCAUCUGCAAUAACAGACAUUGAUGAAAUGGUGGACUAUGAAAGUAUCUCAGAGCCCGUACAGGUUGAAUCUACACCUUCCAUCGUUAUAACCACCACAAAGCCUGAGGUGGAAGUAACAGCGCUCAGCACUGCCCCAACACAGACUGUCCCAACACAGAAGAUUGAGAGUGUGUCAUCAAGUUCAGAGAGCAGUUCAACGAGCAGAUCAGAGGAAGUGUCCAGCCCAUCUGUGACUCAGUCAGUAUUAGCCUCCUACAGCUCAGAAAGCAGUUUGGGGGAAAAGGUGACCAUAGCUUCCACUGUGAAGCCAGAGAGUGACACAACAGAGGAGACCACCUCAUCCCUCUCUGUGACUCAAACAGAACUGGCAGCCGCCGUCACUGGUUCACCCUUUCUCACGACUCCUAGGGCUGAAAUUGAGUCAGCCGGUUCUGAGAGCAGUCCAGAAGAAAAUACAGUUUCUGAGAAGCCAGAGAUUGACACUAUGGAGGAAACCACCCAAUCGUCGGCUGAGAUUCAGACCGGGUUUUUGCCAGGUGUCACCAGUCCACCAUCUCGCCAGUCUCCAGACGCUGGGGCGGAGUCCCUUAGUGUCGUAAGCUCCUCUGAGAAACAGGAAGCACAGGGUGAAAUUGAGGAAGUUGUUACUCCUGCCACUGAGAUGCCAACGAGGGAAAAGCCAGAGUACACAACUGUAUCGCCAGCAGAAACACAGAACCAGACAGAAUCAGUCACUACAAUCCACAGCAUUCCUUCAUCUGUGUCUGAGGAGGAGGAAACCGUGGACUAUGAUAAUGUAUCAGGACCUACGUUAGUCGAGGGUGAACCCCCCAUCAAGGGAGUGGAAACUACCACUUCAGCUGAGACCAGACUGGAUUUGGGGCACAUGAUCGUUGGCGAGACAGUUGAAAUUGCAGGUAUGUGCUUGUUAAUGAUACAAUGAUAUUGUGUGCUAUGGAAAUAUCAUCAUAUCAUCAUUUUAAAUGUUUGUCAUUUAACAUUUGUCUUCUCUAGAAUGUGAAAUCAAUUGAAUGUUUGUUUUCCUUUUUCUACUUCAAAUCUAAAACACAGGCAUCCACUCCUGCGCUGAGAACAUUUGUCUGAAUGGGGGCUCUUGUUACAGAAGCGGAAGUCUCCCCUCUUGCAGCUGUGCCCCUGGCUACAGUGGAGAUCGUUGUGAAACAGGUAUGCCAAAAAUGGUUUUCAGUCAGUGGAGGACCAAGCGCUUUAGAGUAUGAUCAGUCUCAAUAUGCUAAUGAGAUUCAUCUCAAAGAAAGGACCAAUUAUAUCCUGAAGGCCACAUCUAUGUGUAGGCCUUUCAUCUUGUUGGUUUACUAGUGUAGCAUCGGGUGCAGCAGCCAUGUGCCAAAAUUUGACUACGGGUAUUAUCGGCAUGCUGUAAUUUGAAUACAGAGUUCAUCAGACAUGCAUUUGUUUUGCAUGUCCACCUCCUCCAUGUCUCAACGGUUAUGCAGUUGUUCUAUCUGUUUGUUUUAUUUCCUGUGCAGUGUAAUUUACCCAUGCUUUUUCCACACAUUUCUUUUCAGAUGUUGAUGAAUGUCAGUCCAACCCCUGUCACAACGGAGGUACCUGCGUUGACGGCCUGAAUUCUUUCACCUGUGUUUGCCUCUCAAGCUACGCUGGAUUCUAUUGUGAAGAAGGUAGGUUAGUUAGAAUAUCCAUGGGAUCUGUCAGUAAACAUUUCUCUCCUCAUCGAACAUCAGCUGAAUGAAAGCAUUCGAGUAGGUAUUUGAUUUAGGUUAUUCCAGCUAACCCUUUUUCUCCAUCACUCAGGCACUAGGACUUAUAAAAGCUUGCCAUGCAAAGGAGAAUAUGACAUAGUAAAAUAAACAAUAUCAGUGUUCUUAGCAACGGUGUGAGGUGCUCCAGCGCUGGUUUCUAUUUCCCACAAAAAUACAUCACUGAUCAUUGAAUUUAGAUCACAGAGGAAAGGAAGUUGGCUUUGUUGGGGGAAAGUCAUAGAUCUCCAGAUAGCUGUGUGUGAUAUAUCUUAAUAUGAUCAGUUACCUGAGCCCUUGGGAAAUAGAGUGAAACUCUGAGACUCUGAGUCAUUCGGAUACAGGAGGCAGCGUAGAAAUGUGUAGUCCCCUCCCACCUCACGGCACAGCUCCAUGCAGUGCCUUCUCCAUAACCUCUGAUGCUUCCACUCACAGACAGUCUCUGAGUCAUAAACAUCUUUUUUUAUGUCUUCAGGACGUCCACAUUUUACAGGCCUUAGUGUCGCCCUCAGGCACUCAUACUAUUAAGAUAUAGUGUUACGAAACAAAAAGCCAGGGGCAACAGUCUCUUCCCAUAUCAGACAGACCACAGAUUGUCACAGUUUUCCAUGUCUGCGAACACGGUGGUCUAUUAAAGAAAUCACAGACAUUUGGUUAAUACCCACGAGUCCAGGUGUAAAGGCAUUUUCCAGUACAGGUGUUUUAGACUUCAUGUCCUCUCUUGCUCAGCUCAACAAUGAUCCAGUCGUUCGCUGGCCCUGAGCAGGGUAUGUGAAAGGAAUCAGUAGAUGUUACUGUAUUUGUUCAACAGAACCUGGGUUGAGAACGUCAAGUUUGAAGUUUGAAUUGCACAAGUACAGUAAAAUACCUGAUUAUGUCAUCCAGACCAACUCAUAGCCUCGUAUUCUCUAGUGAGUCUAUGGAUUCACUGCACCCCAUUUUGUCCCUGAUGUGUUGACCCAGGGCAUUAUACAUGCUGGCCAGUCUGUCCCGACCAUACCCCGAAGUUGCUGCCAUCACUCAUCAGUGAGUCGGGGCUGGAUCCCGUAUGCUAAGACCUGGCUGUUUUCUCAGGGUCUCUUGCCAGGAGACAAACAGAGAAAAGGCCACGAUAAAGCUCUCUGUUUAGUCCAUAUACAGCUGUAUUAAGGGAAUAAGAGAGAGUAAAUAGUAAAUAUAAGUAAAUAGAUGUGUCACAGUAGUAUACACUGAUUAGAGAGCAGUCUGAGAUAACAUCAUGGUCAGAGGGCUCAGGGUGACCCGCUCUCUGUCUCCUAAUUAUCUCCUGAACUUAAUUGGUGUUGCACUGAAGGACAAAACCUAGAUCAACAUGCAGAUAGGACCAUGUUCCUACAGGUGUUGGGUAGGUUAGACAUUCUUAGGGGAGAGUCUCUUUUUCAGUGAAAAUAUAGUGAAAGGUAUUGGAAUGUGUGUAACCCUCUUUUUCAUUAAUCAUAUUACCUUUUUUGUGCCAAGUUGUAGACGCAUGCAUUGUUUACAACCUUUUUCCCCCCUCAAUCAAUAACAGUUUUUGAAAAUGAUGUGUUUAUUCAUAGGCAUUCUGUCCGUUGUAAAAGUCUGUGUCAUUGUCUGUGGAUUCCUAGCUGCUCUCAUCUUUUUUAUUGGACCGUUGGAUACACGUCCAUAUUCUCUAUCUCUCUCUACCCUCUCUCUCCUCAUCUCCUCCUCUCUUCCUCUCUCUCUCUCUCCUCUCUCUCCUCUCCUCUCUCUCCUCUCCCUCUCUCUCCCUCUCUCUCUUUCUCCCCCUCUCUCUCUCUCUCUCACGCUCUCUCUCUCUCUCUCCUCAGACACUGAGACGUGUGACUACGGCUGGCACAAGUUCCAGGGCCACUGCUACAAGUACAUCCCCCAGAGGAGGAACUGGGACACAGCGGAGAGAGAGUGCCGGGUACAGGGGUCACACCUUGCCAGCAUCCUCUCCCAUGAUGAGCAGCAGUUUGUCAACCGUAAGUGUGAUAUCACACACAUACACGUAUGCACGUACACGCCACGAAAACAAUACUAUUAGUUGUAAACAAGACAACACAAGACACACAACCAACAAUAGAAUAAUGCUCAAUGACACAGUCUUAACCGUCUGUAAAUAACUACAGUAUGUCACAACAAGUGUACUUCUUAAGGCUGAUUUACAACCCCUGCAGCUAAUAGUAGGAUUAUCCUACAUCUGGAAUUUGCAGAAACACCAGGGAAUUCCCAACAGAUUUAUCCUUGUCUUAAAGUCAGUGAAGGCUAAUCUCAUCAAUUAAUAUGGGCUGUGGAGCAGAGAGGUAUUGUGCAUUACUACAGUAAGUUAUUGGGUGGUUGGCAGCGACAGUGGAGUAGACGACAAACGUCUUGGCUGAGAGAGAGAGAGAGAGAGAACGCAGGCAGUUGGAACAGGAAGAGUGAUGCAUGUGUAGAAAAAUGCCUCUCUCUUUAUGGAGGGAGUGAAAAACGCCCAAUAAGGCAGUGGAAUCAACUCAUUGACCCACUGUGUUUUAUUGUGCCCUUCACGGCAGGCCUUGGACAGGACUACCAGUGGAUCGGCCUGAACGAUAAGAUGUACGAGAAUGACUUCUGCUGGACCGACAGCAUGCCCAUGGUAAGAAGGGGUUCUCACACUUUUUUGCCUCAACAAACAAUGUUGAAUCCUGGUAAAUAUUUAGAGGGAUACUGCUGACAAACACAGUAAUCUGGGAGAUGUGUCAUUUCCUGCGGUGGUGAAUGAGGAAACUCACUGUGGUCACUUUCCCAUGACGUACCCUACUAUCUCCUCUACACCCUGUUGGACAAGCUCACUUGCUUGGUGUCAUGCUCAUAGAAAAAAAUUAAUUGAACAGGCAUCCCCAUUCAAAUCAAUGAUGGCAUAAUGGGUGGACUGGGCCGGCCAUUGCGAGUGUACCCAUAAAGGCAAAGCAGGAAGUAAAAGCAGGAAGUGUACCCAAUAAUCGGUGCGGUGAUUUGUUGAAUCAACUCAACUGACAUUACAGAAAUUACAUUCCAUCGCAUGAGCCACAUCAGUUAACAUAAUUUGAAUGAACAUUCUACAUUACCAUGGAAAUUAUUGCAUCACAAUACCAGGCAGCCAUUGCAAGUGUAACCAUGAGUUUACCAGUCAAAUUGCCAGGGUUAGAGGUUCCAAGCCUGUUCUAUUAAUUAUAUUGCUAUAGUAAUGCUACACUGCAUGUCCAGUGACAUGGGGUGCCUUUCACUAACAACAAUCUCUGUCAUUCACAAACUAUAACAAUAACCACGCUGGCUUGAAUUGUGUAUGUCUGUUGAUUGUAAUAGAGGGAGGAAAAUAGACAUACUGAGCCUCAGUAUAUGUAGUGUAUGUGUCUGCACAAGUGGAAGCUUGUUUGUUUGUGGUCGUGUAAACGCACUGCAGAUUCCCCUCACUAGACAGGAAAGUGGUUAAUUACUACUUUCGGCCAGGUUGAACAGAUUGGCUCUUCACUUCAAAGAUAAGACCACACCAUCACCAGAGAGAGAGGGUUGGGGGAAGGGUGGAGGACAGAGAGGGCCUGGGGGGCAGAAGAUAAGCUGUGUCCUUUUGCGGGCAGAUAGAACCCCCUCUCAGCUGAGAGAGAUGGGAAUAAAGGUAUCAGUGACCCAGCAGGGAGAGGAGCUGACAGGCGCAGACAGGUACAGGCCUCUCCCUCUCCUCAGGAAGCACAGCAGGCAGCUGGGGGGAGGGCCACCAGCAGCCAGACACACAGAUGGGCAGCACCUGUCCCCGGCAGCAGAGAGAGAGGUGGGGGUGGGUAGUGGUCCUGGGUGGGUGGGUGGUCAGCGUUACUGUAUUGCGGCUUUAUCUGGGAACCGAGUGUAUCUACCUUAACAGUAUUAAAUCCUCUCUUGUGUAAAACAACAAACACAUUUAACACACACAACAUUGAUUCUCAAUUCAUUCAGGAAUUGUAGGAAUUAUAAUUUGCAUGUGUGGGGUGGACAGGAGGGGGUAAUUUUGGUUUUGUGUGAGGGAGAGGCUGUUUGAUUAUUUGGGGGAGGAUGCGGGGGGGGCUGUUGUGGGCAUUUGCUACGUCAGUCAGCUGAGCAGGAAGCUGAGGUUGUGUUUACUAACCGUAAUAACAAGGUUCCUUGUGGGUUCCUGCAUGGGGCCUCGGGGGAGGAACGGGGUGAGAGUGGGGGGUCACGGCUUUGAACAGACUGUUUGAACCUAAAGCCUAGCUGAGAGAUGGUAGCUCUGAUCAAUGCAGCGGUGCAUUGCACGCAGCUCUGCAGCUGUGUGUAUACAGGUGUAGGAUCUUAAUUUGAGCCAGUUUGCUACAGCAGGAAAAUUAUCCUGCAGCAACAGGAAAUGUGAAUUAUUAUGUGGAUUAAAAUUCAUGUACAUUUUUGUAGGGGUUGAUACGUUUUUCAUAAGAGAAAAUCAAGUCUGACAUUUAAAAGUGGAAAUUACAAAAAUCCGAAGCUUUUUUUAUAGCUCAAAUACUCUAGUUUUACAUUUUUGUAUUGCAGGAAAGUUCUCCUGUAACAGGGUGAUCAAAUUAAGAUCCUACAUCUGUAUGUGUGUGUGUGUGUGCGGAAAUUAUCGUGUGUUGAAGCAGAGUUACAAUAGUAACAUUGUCUGGAUGUCCUUUGGGUGGUGGAACAUUCUUGAUACACACUGAAAACUAUUGAGCGUGAAAAACCCAGCAGCGUUGCAGUUCUUGACACAAACCGGUGCGCCUGGCACCUACUACCAUACCCCGUUCAAAGGCACUUAAACCUUUUGUCUUGCCCAUUCACCCUCUGACUGGCACACAUACACAAUCCAUGUCUCAAUUGUCCUCAUCUACACUGAUUGAAGUGGAUUUGACAAGUGACAGCAAAAAGGGAUUAUAGCUUUCACCUGGAUUCACCUGGUCAGUCUAUGUCAUGAAAAGACCAGGUGUUCAUAAUGUUUUGUACACUCAGUGUACACACGGCUAAAAUGCUGUUUCAGCCAAUCAGCAUCCAGGACCCAAACUACCCGGUUUAUAAUAUCCAAUACUUCACAUUGAAUCAAGAUAUCCUCCAUCUUACAAAUGUGCAAUAUGACGGUGUAUAUGUGGUAGAAACCUUGUAUUUCCCAUGAGUGUUUCCAUGCUGCACAGCACAACUGUAGCAGUAUAACGUUUAUCUGAGCAGGGCUCACAGGCUCAGUUUAUUUUGUGAUUUGGCCUCUUUUCUGUUCCUUUGUUUGGCUUUGGAGCGAAGCCUCUCACAGGGCUGGCGGGUGAUGUCAUAAUGUAGCUGGGCAGUGGGUUACAGUGUCCUCUGGGAACUGAGGCAGCAGGGUGGAGGGGUGAGGGUGGAGUAGAGAAGGGUGGAGGGGGUGAGGAGAGAGGAGAGGGGGUGGAGGGGGUGACGAUAGAGGGAUGGAGUGGGUGAGGAGAGAGGAGAGGGGUGGAGGGGGUGAGGAUAGAGGAGUGGAGGGGGUGAGGAGAGGGGUGGGGGGGUGAUGGGAGAGGGGUGAGGAGAGAGGAGAGAGGGGUGGAAGGUGUGAGGAGAGAGGGGGUGAGGAGAGAGGGGUGAAGGGGGUGUGGAGAUAGGAGAGAGGGGGUGAGGAGAGAGAGGUAGAGGGGGUGAGGAAAGAGGGGGUAAGGAGAUAGGGUGGAGAGGUUUAGGAGAGAGGGAUGGAGGGAAAGAGGGUUGUUAGAGAGACAGAGGAGUAGGAGAGUCUGUUUGAAAGUAGGAGAAAGUAAAAAGUAAUUUAGCUUACCCAAAGUCACAGUACAUUCUACAGUUAUCUAUCUCCCCUGCAACUCUUCACCAAGUUGUCGCUGUAAGUGAAAAAUUGUUUUCACACCAUCUACCUGGUAAAAUGAAGGUUAAAUCGGAUAAAAAAGUAUUGUUGUGAUGAUGAGCUCAACAUGACCAUUAUUAUAGUUCCAGAUGUGUCAAUACGUCUGUGUUGAUCUUAACAGGCAGAAGGAACAUAGAGCCCUCCAGUGGAUCGUCUAAGCAUUACAUUCAGCUGCCACAUUUGAGUUAUUCAGAAAUUGCCCCACCAACCUAACUACACACUGGAAAGCUAUUUUAACCUCAUUGAUAACCAAUUACAAUUAUUUUCAUAUUUUCAACAGCAUUUUUGCCUACAUAUUAUUAAUUAAAGUUCAAGUCCCUUAACUAUCAAUUGAGUCUAACUUGCACUUCUAUGGAAUAGCAAUGGGUACUAACUACACAGGGUGCUGGUGGGUCAUGUUAGGGGUAAGACAUGUUUGGGAACCACUGUAAAGGUGCAUGUACUGAUUGGAUGGCCUUUGCCCCAGAGUUGACUAUCACUGACCAUAUCUAUUGUUCCAAUUAUACCCCAGAGAUAACGAGUGUGGCCAGCAUGCUGUUAGCUGUCAUUACAUUUUUUACAUUUUAGUCAUUUAGCAGACGCUCUUAUCCAGAGAGACUUACAGUUAGUGAGUGCAUACAUUUUUCAUACUGGCCCCCCGUGGGAAUCGAACCCACAACCCUGGCGUUGCAAGCGCCAUGCUCUACCAACUGAGCUACAGGACUUGCUAGGUGUCUUUACUGUGAUCCUGGUCCAAUCCUUCUUAUGAUGAUGAAGAAGGGGACAAUGAUGAUGAUGAUGAUCCAAUCAUGAUGGUUUGUUUCUUCUUCUUUUCCCAUAGCAAUAUGAGAACUGGCGUCCCAACCAGCCAGACAGUUUCUUCUCAUCUGGAGAGGACUGUGUGGUGAUGAUCUGGCAUGAGGACGGCCAGUGGAAUGACGUGCCCUGCAACUACCAUCUCACAUUCACCUGCAAGAAAGGCACAGGUAAGACAGAGAUACAGUUUAAAAAUGCCACAAAAGAACUUUAAUGUUAGCCAUAAUUGUCCCAUAAUAAUUGUCCCACCUAGAUAUCUUAAGAUGAAUGCACUAACUGUAUGUCGCUCUGGACAGGACCGUCUGCUAAAUGACUAAAAUGUAAAUGUAUUGAAGAGCCUUGUUGAGAGCUAUUUUAAUCCACUGACUGUGUACAUUUCUGUAUAAUUAAUUCAUUCACUCAUCCAUCCAUCCAUCCAUCCAUCCAUCCAUCCAUCCAUCCAUCCAUCCAUCCAUCCAUCCAUCCAUCCAUCCAUCCAUCCAUCCAUCCAUCCAUCCAUCAAUUCAUUCAUUCAUUCAUUCAUUCAUUCAUUCAUUCAUUCAUUCAUUCAUUCAUUCAUUCAUUCAUUCAUUCAUUCAUCCAUCCAUCCAUCCAUCCAUUCAGCCAUUCAUUCUCCCAUCAACCCCUGUGUGUUCUUCCCAGUGGCCUGUAACCAGCCCCCUCUGGUACAGAAUGCUCGGACCUUCGGCAGGAAGAGGUCACGCUAUGAGAUCAACGCGCUGGUGAGGUACCAGUGUAGGGACGGCUUCAUCCAGAGGCACGUGCCAACCAUCCGUUGCCGUGAAGACGGCCGAUGGGACAUCCCCAAAAUCGCCUGCAUGAGUCGUGAGUACAGUAGAUUGAUUGAUUGAUUCUAGUGAGGAUCUCUCUGUUUACUGGUUUUCACUCCACAAGUGCUAUUGUUUCUUCUUCAGCAUCAAACUUCCAGAGGGCCUUCUCGAGGAGGCAGAGCUACAGCCUGUUCAGUAGCAACAACUACAAGCGGCGGUCCGACGAGGCGGCGGCCCGACAUCAUCAUCCUCACCAUCGAGGAAGGAGAGAGGGGAGAUCGGUGAUAAGGCGAAGCAGAAGACAAUGA